ACAGUCGCUGCGCUCCUGUCUCCGUCAGUGCCGAAGGUACCUCCGUGCGUAAAGCCUCGGAUCACCAAACGGAAACCGCGCAGUUUCGAUCACUCCUGCACUUCUCUCAAGACCCAGACUGAAGAAAAGGUCUUCGAGAUCCUCGCUUAAAACCGGAGAGACUUUUACUGACUAAAAGUCAUUAUUUUUCUUGUAUUGUGCGUGUUGUUGGCUCCGACUUGGACAGUUUUCCCACUUAGCCACAGCCUGUGCUGAUGCCCAGCACUGGAGCUGCAACAACAACUCGUUUCAUUUAUAAAAAGUAAACAAUGUGAGAAGCAAAUGUAGGAUACUGUGGGAGAUCACCGUGGGUGCACUUGGAUUUAACAGCCGGUGCCUGUCCAAACAAGGCUUUAAACUUAUGGCGUGAAGGUAAGACUUUUAAUUUUCUUCAGAUGUGCUGUGACAAGGUAAUUGGCAGUAAAAAAAAAAAUACUAUGUGUAGUUUCAGUCUGUUUAAGUCCUUAAGUGAUGUGCCAAAGUGUAAAACAUCACCAUUCAGCAAGGAUAGGUGGACUAGAAGGUUAACUAAUACGAGAUACAGGGAGAUACAAAGAGAUUUAUUGGCUGUAAUUCCAGAGAUAAUAACUCUCAAUGUGAAUUUGCAGUGGCUGUUGGCUGACCAUUCAUGCUCAGCAUUCACCAAAUAUUUUCCCAUUUCAAAAUAAACACCAAGAGUCUGGCUGCGAUGUAGGGAGCCGCGCGUCUUAGCGCACGAACUCUGCAUAUGCCACAAACACAGCUUUGCAUCACUGGGAGGGUUUGUGCUCACGUCGAUUGUUUGCAGAAGAAUAUUGAUCCGGGAUUAUCUUCGAUGUAAAACGACCAAAUGCAAACAUUUACCCUGUCUCGUAGUCCAGUCCAGAGAAGUCCUGUGUGGCGUAAUCUCUGAGUUGUGGCAGUGUGCCUGUGUCAAGCUGUUUCUCCCAACCCACGGAGCGCUGAUUUUAGACCUGUUUGUGCUUUUCGGUUUGUGAGUAGUACCCGGCUCUCCGGAGGUAGCGCACGCUCCACACGGAUCUGCGUACAGGGCAGGUGAUGGCAGUUUCAGGCUGCACAGCCCGUCCUGUACACGGCUUUGACAAGUUCAAGACAGCAGAAAAUUCAAGUCAAGAGAGGAAAAUGAGUUUUUCUGUUUGCAGCUGAUGCAUGUGGCUCUAGUGUAAGUGUGGCACUCAAGAGAGUCAAUAGGAACCUAUCUGUGAUCUUAUUCAGCUAUUCUGUAUUUAUGUUUACCACUCAUCCCUUUAACUCUGGGCUGCAAAUCCACAGAUUUGAAGUGUUUUCCAUCACUUCUUGGAUGUGUGUACAGUAAUUUAAAAGAGAAGUUUGUCAUUUUACAAACAAUACAUGACAGAGUAAAGCAGAAAUGAUAAUGCUGAUGCAGUUGAUACUCUGCUGUAUGAUUGUAUGAGUCAGAAAAUACUGACAGAAAGAAUUAAGGUAUAGGGGGAACAAACUGUGCUAUAUUUUGCAAAAUGUUCCCAAACCCUCCAUAGCAUCUUAUACCUCUGCCUACCUUAAACUACAUGACAGCUGCUUGCUAAAUGAUUUCUUCCCACAUAUUGAGUACUGUCAGGUUAUAUUUGACAAGAAAAAUUAGUUAUGUCAACUCUUAGAGAAGAAGCUCAUAUUGAAUGCUAUAGGAUAAUAGAAAAAAUAGGACAGCUAAUCCAGAGGGAAAGCUUAUUUAGAUAAAUACAAAGGAAUCUGCAAAGAUGGAUGUGUGUUGUUGCUUUCUAUCCACUGACAAUCUUCAGACACAUUGUUAAUCCAUAUGGAUUCUACAGCUUCCCGUCCCUGAUCAGUCACACCACAUCACGAGGAAAGCAGCUGCCUGAUGCCGCACUUGUCAACUCUAGCUGUUUGAGACAGACAGCUUUAUUAAAUCAAAUCUCCAGGAUGCCCCCAAAUGAAAAUGAUAUUUCUCUGAAGAUAGAUUUCUGGAAAUAAUAUCAGAAAAUGACAAUCCUCACAAGGAUGCCACAGCAUGCCCAGAGGGAAUCUGCUAUCCUGUUAGUUUGUCAAAGCUGAGCUUACAUGAGGAUUAUACACACUGAGGUGAUCCUAAACAGAAUCAGGCACAUUAUUAGCCCAAUAAUUACAGGGUUUAGGGCCAGAUCACUGGAUGCAGCUGGUCAGUCAGUGGUGACAUUUGGAUUCACCACGCAGCUCCCAAGAGGGAUGACAAAAUCAACAGCGUGAAGCUGCCUGUGCAUAUUAAACCCGGCUACAAACCAGAACUAAUGUUGGUUGACGUGGCUCUGAUGCCCAGCCUGUGAAAUCACAAUCUCAUUUAUGACACAGAAGCAUCUGAAAGCCAUAUGAGGUCCUGACCUCUGAUAAGACCAGCAGCAGGAGAAUUUGGUCAGUUAGCCACCAAAACCAUGUUGUAGGACUACCAUCACUAUUAAAGUUUGACACCUAAACCACUUCUUUAUGAAAUAAGAGGAGAUAAUGUCUGUAGAUAAAGCUUUGUGAGAAGUUUGUAUUUUGAGGAAGUGAAACCAAACAGAAGUCUCUACUGGAGGUCAAGAUGAUUUUAUUGAUUGCAAAGUGACCAGCUCAUGCACCUUGGCAACAGUAUGGCAACAGUAUUGUCAGCCUUCUUUCAAGUCCGAGUGACAUUAAACCUGAAAUUUUCAUUGGCUGCAAUGUCUAAACAUGAGUGUCUUCUUGUUGCUUUCUUAACAUAUGAAUGAAUAAACAGCAGCACACGUGUGGUCCUCUUUGUAAGUUUUCUGCUGGCUUUUUCUGACAUGGUCAGUCAGUCCUGGUGAAGUCUUUGCACUCUGAGUCCGAUUCAAUUAUGUUGCUACUUAGUACAAAGAAAACAAAAAUAAAAAUUUGUCUUUGGAGUCGUAAAGCAGGAAAUAAGAGGAGAUAAUGUCUGUGGAUAAAGCUUUGAGAGAAGUUUGUAUUUUGAGGAAGUGAAACCAUACAGAAGUCUCUACUGGAGGUCAAGAUGAUUUUGUUGAUUGCAAAGUGACUAGCUCAUGCACCUUGGCAACAGUAUUGCAACAGUAUUGUCAGCCUUCUUGCAAGUCUGAGUGACAUUAAAACUUAAAUUUUCAUUGGCUGCAAAGUCUAAACAUGAGUGUAUUCUUGUUGCUUCAAUUAUGUUGCUACUCAGUACAAAGAAAACGAAAAUAAAAAUUUGUCUUUGGAGUCGUAAAGCAGGGAUUUUGUUGUUGAGUCACUCAUUUAAAAAUAAGGAAAUAUCAUGACAGGGUCAGCGUUAACUUUACCGAUCGCUUCCAAGUAUAUUUUAGGACUAAAGUGGGUCAGAUAGCCAUGCUUCUAGCAAUACUGGAUCCACAUAUUAUGGAGGACCACCAAACUCCAUUCUGUGGUUGCUUCAGGUCUGUUUUUCUCAGUGUGGCUGAUAUCUAUUUCACUCAGCUCCUCGUGUGCUUUUACAUCCCUCUCUUAUUUCUGUGCUGAUUUCCUCCUCUCAUCUUCCUGUUUCUACUGUGGACUAGUCAGCCAAUGAUCAAAAAUCAAAAGUUUUGUGCUACCCAAAUAAAAGUAAUCUUAACAAAAAAGAAGGAAACAUUCUAUUUUGUUCAGCUUGCUCAUUUAAAGAGUGAACAAAAGAAAACAGCAACCUUGUUUUUAUCACAGGCAGACGAUUUUUGAGAAAGUUGAGUUAAAAUUUCUAUUAAAGUUGGAUGUUUUUAUGAUUUCUAAACUCUGUUUUCGUGCUCAAAGUUUAAACAAGGCAGAUAUAUUUGAGCUUUAAAUCUGACUAAUCAGGGAGGAUUAGGAGUCCUUUUUAAAUUAGAGAAUAGUGUUAGUUCAGGAAGAUAAGACACAUGGUUCGCAGAAACAGAAAACCCCGCAUGGAAGCUUUAAAAUAAGAAUGUUUAUUUAUAGAGAUGUGCACAUCCCUUUAUCUGUUAAUCCCUAAUUAUCAGCAUUACUUUUUAAAUUAACUUUUAAUGUGGGCUUCAGUUUGAAAAAGCUUUACCCAAAGCUUAAACUUCUAUCAGAUUCAGCCAUGCUAGCAUAAGUUUGCAAAGGUUUAUUCAUGUUUUGUGGGCGUUUACACCCAUUGUUACACGACGAAAAGCAAUUCAUGCUAAAACACACGGAUAUGAUCAUUGCCUGAUGUGGACAGUCUUCAUGACAAGUUUCAACCUUGCAGACUUUCCACAUAACUUGUUAUUUCUGGCGCUUUACAAAAAGUCAAGCUCCCUAAAUGUCAACACCCACAAACACUGGAAUACACAUAUAAAACUCCUCUUAUAGCAGAUCCACGAUGCCAAAAAAUAGUGGAUGUGUCAUAAAAUUGUGACAAUUUAAGCCAAAAAAAUAAAGCUCAGAUGGAGCAAUGUUUGGACCAGAAUGAGCAGAAAAAGCAGACAAACGGACAGUGGAGCUGCGGUGACCUUUGCGUGUGGUUCUGUCAGAAACAAAAGUGAGGUUGGACAAAGUAAAAAUAGUUUACCUUUCCAGCCAAGGCCUGAAAACCACCACGAGGCUUAAAAUGGCCUUUAUAAUGGAGACACUCUGAAUAUAGACUGCUUUCAUUAUCAGAAGGACCAUCUUUGUCAUUUAGUUGUCAGUCCACCAGCGCAGUAACGCCUUCAUCGCUUCUCCUCACGCAUUUGUGCUCCAGGGGCCUGCGAUGCUUUGCCAAGUAAAUCUUUAAUUUUAUCAUAUAUAUACAUAUAAAUGAAUGUUGCUUUGCUUACAUCCUAUCUUUCCCUCUCCUGGAGCCCAUUCCCUUACAUGUGCAAUGCUUCAGCACCCAGGAGACCUCCACCAUGACUGAAAGGUUGGAGGAGCCAAUUAGGUCCAGAAUUCAAUAUUAGAUCCAUCAAGAUCUGGUUAUGCUCCAGGUUACAGUUAUAUGCUGACAAAGGUAUGUCAGCUGGCUGGUGUGUUUGUACAUUAGUGGUGUGUUUACGUUACAUAUCGAUUCAUGUCCUGUAUACAGCAGUGCAGGAGCGAGAACCCUUACUUAGCACUUUGAUCCGCAAAUUAGAUUGUAUUGUGUAUUUUUCCACGUAUUUAUUAGAAACCAUAAAGAGCACAAGAGUCAAUUAGUAGAAAUAUCUCUUUUUUUGUAAGGGAUAGAUGAAAUAAGUGAGAAGAAGACGUCUUUGUGGUUAGAAAGCAGUCUGUUGGCCUUGAUCUUCUGAAGCAUGAACAUCAACCAGACAAGACAGACCGCAUAUAGAGGACCAUGAAUCUUCCUAUGGCUUACUCUCCUUAGAACUUGACACAAUCUUCCCUUAAGAGAUGUGGAGGUGCGUUCACUACUGUUAGGUUACACUGUCAGAAGCUGUCAGGUGAUUUGCUGUACACGUUUGUAUUGUAUGUGUUCAUAAACACACACACAUGCUUCAUGAAUGUCAUUGGACAGAGCGUCCUAAUUGGCCGUUCCUCCUACAGAGCCUCCCCAGCCUAAAGAUAACCUUUUGAACGUAACAGCAAACAAUGUGGAUCGGUGCAGAGACAGACGAUGUGUAGAGGUUGACAGAGCGUCUAUGAGAAGUACAGCUGAGGAGGAAGGAUUAAUAGAAAAGGGAAAGAGACAGAGAGAGAGAGAGAGAGAGAAUGAUCUCACAGGAGGAGAUAAAUUUCCUCCCAAUUAUCUAGCUCUGCACUGUCUUUGGUCUGGAACAGGACGUGGAUGUGGAUGUGGAUGUGUGGACCAUUCAAGAGGAUCUCCCUGUAGACUCUAAAUUAGCAGCACUAUUUCAAGAUCAUUCAGACUCCAGCAGAUGGUGCCUGUCACACACACACACACACACACAGACACACACACGCACACACACACACACACCCUCAAGGUGUGGAAUGAAAAAUGAAUAACACCACUCAAUUAGAAGCUCUUCUUUUGGCACUGAUUAUAGUUACUAGUACAAAGGGUUAAAAAUUAAAAGAGCAGAGUGAGAAAAAGAGAGGCGAUGACAAGUUCAUCACUUUAUUUGCCAACCUCUUAUGUCAAGUGCUAAAUAAAAGCAUUGGAUAAACUUCACAGCCUUUAAGUGGCAGCCAACUUGACAUUUUCUUCAAGAGUCGAGCUGAACAAAGCGAGCAUGGAUCCUGCUGUCUGUAUGACCUUUGGCUCUUUGCUUUGAUAAAUUAUUCUCCAGUCAAACGCUUUCAGCCGAGGCUUAUCACUUAAGAUUCCAAAGCCUAUGAAAGAAACACAGCAUCAAUUGACUUGUGCUUUUUGAUGGGUUUCUCAUUGUGGAAAACAGACAAUGAGCUGAAAAAAUGCUUUUGCAGCUUCACUCAUCUUGUCCUUUUGGUCCUGUGGUCGCUGUGUGAGUGCUUGCUGCUGAUUCCUACCAACCCCCUUCCUAUCACGAUCAACGCCAUAAUAAAAGACAGCCAUUUCAGGCAGACCACCUCAGAUAAGCAAACAGUACACUUCCUGCCCAGCAUGAGAUGGCAGAGAAAUAAGGAGAACUGAAGGCUGGUGAAGGAGGUCAACAAGCAUUGAGUAUCUUGGGAUGAUUUUUGAGAAAUUAAAAGUUGAAGCAGAGGUGGAAAUCGGUAAAAUGGAAUCAUGGGGAUUUUUUGACAUUUUUGUGAGGAUGUCCAAUCGGUGUUGUUGCCGAAUGUUGUCAAUAGGUCGUCUUUGGUGCGACAUACACCGUAUGAUUUUGUGAAUUUUGUGUUGUGUUAGAAUGUGAACUCACACUGUAUUAAGCAAAUCGUUGAAGGUGUUCGACCGAAGCUCCUUAAUGAGAUGCUAACACAGUCUGGUGCAAAUGUCAAGAGUGACCUGGGAGCUCACUCUUUACAGGUGCAGCCCCCAAAAAAGAGAGUAUUCAGUCGGCUCUUUUUGCAGUCAGUCUGUGGCUCUGCUUAUCUGUGGUAUUGUCAGGGGUGAAAGUAAGAUAAGGUACUUACAAGUACUGUACCCAUAGACUUUGUACAAGAAGAGCACACCCAAGUUUAACGAGGUGCCGACAGUAUCAUCAUCUGCUGCAUCUCUCUUUCUCUUGAACAUAAAAUCAAAUUUUCUCUGCAUUUUGUUUUAUUUCUGCUUUAAGAUUGAAGCAGCUGUUUUUUUAAAAGUUCCCUCCUUCCGCAAAAGCUCCUAGGCAACCGGCAUCCAAUCAAAAGUGCGCACUGAGCGCGGCCACUUCUGGUGUUUGUUUGUUUGCAGAAGCAAAUACGACUCACUCGCAAGCAGCAUGGUCCCGUUGGAUUACUACGGUUACACUGCAGAGUGCAGACUGACGUGCGCCAACACGGUAAGCUAAUGUAGCCUACAUACAUUGGAGGGGGCGAUGUUUGCGUACCGGCUGUAAACUGCUGUUUGUCUUCCUGGUACGGCUACCGCUGCAUACCGGCUUAAUUUCACCCCUGGGUAUUGUUGGUUCUGGUGUCUCUCAACUUUAUCUUGAUGAUAAAUUCAGAGAUUCUUAAUGGGCAGGUUUGUUUUCAAAGUAAUAUCACAGUCAGCAAACCAGUUUCUGGUAGUUUUGGUGCUGUGGGAAGACUCCUACUGGAAAAGGAAAUCUGUAUCUGUGCUCUAAAGUCUCCUGGUAGACUACAGGCUGCAUGGAUUCUGGAUUUGAUUGUGGAAACUUCAUGCUGGACAUCAAGCACCUUGGAUUCUGUGCCUCUGCGGUUGUUGGUUUCAAAAUAAGAUGCAAAACUCACAUUCAUCUGAAAAUAGACUUUUGGACUGUGUGAGACCCUUGAUGCUCUGACUCCAGCCUUAGUCCACUCCUUGUGAAGCUUCUCCAAGUUGUUGAAUAUGUUGUUUUUUGGCAAUCCUCUCACGGCUGUGAUCAUCCCUGUUGCUUGGUCACCCUAUCCUAACGCACUUUUCCAUUUACUCAGAGUGCGGAUUUUUCAUUUUCAUUAGUGAUAAGCUGUCGUCAUCAAUCAAGACAUCUUUAAAUAUUUCACUUUUUAGAUGUAGAAUUUAUGGAAGUUUUGGAGCUGCACCUUUGCAUAUUAAAUCAGGACAUUGACUGUUGCAGCAAAAGAAUACAACCUCCAUAAGAUGUCUAAGACACAAUUAUCAACUCCACAUUAACAAAAAACAGAAAUGUAGAUGCUUCAUAAAAGCAGAACUGUGGUGGAGCUCUUCAGAGUCGUGUUGGGUUGCAUGACAGCUGAUAAUACAUAUAUAUAUAUAUAUAUAUAUAUAGGUGUUUCCAUGGUGCUUUUAGAUAGUUUCCAUACAUGCACAAAGUAAAAAAAAAAAUAGCUUGAGGAAUCAGGGCACUGCUCUGCUUUGAGGACACAAUAGGUCAAACAACAUUUCAACAUGCCAAAAAAUUAUCCAAUUCAGCCAGAAGCAGCUGAGCAGCCCCCGCGUUCACCUGCACACCACAUGAACAGCAACACAAGACUGAGCAGAAAAUAGGCCCGACUUCAAAAUCAGUUGUGCAACUCAAAAGCCAGGUCAGUAGUUUUUUCAUCAGUAUGCAUGGUGUAUACCCUGCCUUAUUGCUGGAUGCAUUAAGCACAACAAGCAGCAGUCUGUAUUAUCAUCCAUCAGCAUGUCAGGGAUCAAUAAGGAUGAUUUAAACUAAUCACAGGUUGUAGGAAAAGUUCAUACAUGAUAGCCCAUCACAUGACCUUUUUGUGUAACAGAACUGAUGCUCGAUCCUGCAAAUCUUAUUUUAACAACAUGGGCAAAAAAUUUCACAUGAAAAAUGUUACCCUCUGCAUACCAUGUCCUCCAAGGAACAGGAGACAGUUUGUCAAGCCGUUCUUUCAUGUAGCAUGUGACAGAGCACGUCAUUAACAUGUGCAAAGUUCUGAGUCUCCAACUUUUAAUUGGAGGAAAAAAAGGAGAACUUUUAUAAAACAAGAGAGAAAGUCACCAGACAAUUUAGGUGUCAGCUGAUAUACAAAAUGCUCCCAAAAUAACUGACUCGUCACCGGAAUUUCACUGGGUCAUACUCCUUUUCCUCUUCCUCCGGAGGCAGCCCUGUAUUUGCACUGUUAAUUAAAGCCACCAGCUUUUCCUCACAUAUUUCAACCAGCCAAAGUCUCAUUAAAGGAGGGGAAAAGCAACUACGCCAUGCUACACUCUCACUGGCUGUGUCGUCCGAGGGCUGGCAUGCAUGCUUUGUCGACAUGCCUUAGUUAUAUUUAGCUUUUAUCAAUACUACUAUGGAUCUGCUCAUCACGAGUGCAAUUAAUACGCUGGCUUCACUGCCUCUGUGACCAAGGCGGCUGGUCAGUGUAACACUGUAGGACUAUUAGCAGCCUUAGAUGACUGUGCAGGUACCACAUAUCAUCAGAUCUUAAAGGUAAAACCCCUGACCUUAGCAUGUGGGUUUUUUCCCCAAUAAAGAGUAGUUAUAUUCAGGUUCAGCAGGGUUUACCUGGGGCUUAUUUUGUUGCGCAGGCGGGGUGUGUCAGGAACAAUCAGGAACAGAGACACAACGUGUGUGCACCUGGAUCCAUUUCUAUGUAUGUGUGUGUUUUAUGGGUUUGUAAUGGAAAAGCAGCCACAGAUGGUUACAUGUGUGCAUGUAUGUGUGUGUGUGUGUGUGUGUGUGUGUGUGUGUGUGUGUGUGUGUGUGUGUGUGUGUGUGUGUGUGUGUGUGUGUGUGUGUGUGUGUGUGUGUGUGUGCAGUAUUCAGCCUCACAAGAGACAAGUCUGGUUGUUAGGUUAGAGCUUCCCUACGAUCUAAUGAGGUCGAUGGAGGCUUGUUACCAGCCUCCUCUCUCCUCUGUUUGCAGUAGGCUGGUGCUUUCCCAUUUUUUCUCCUAAGGUUUGACUUGAGUGGGUAAUAGCUGAAAUCACCAUUACAAUAACCUUUACAUCUCACCAAUAACCCCAGUGCAGAGGUUGAAUUCAUAGCCCAGGUGCUUUUCUCUCUGCGCAUGUUACAUCACCGGCUUUUAUCUUGCUCUUUAUGCCCCUCUCUCUUCAUCUAAAUGUGACUCGUCUUGAUGCUGCUUCUGAUGGUCUCCAUUUUUCCUUUUUUUUUCUACCUUUUUCUGACAGCACCUUUGUAGUAAGAAGUCCCAUGUCAGGGUUAAAAUUUGCACUCUGGACACCAUUUCCAGGGAAACAGGUUAUUGAAUAUGUCAAUCAAAUAAAUGACUGAGUGGUCUCUGUUGUGCUUUUUCCCAUCAAGUCAGGAAACAGCACUGAAUUUAAAAAAACUCCUUCUAUUAAUAUGUUCUGUUUGCUGUUGAAGUAAGCUAUCUAAAAAAAACUUUAGCCAUUAACCUGCAGAUCUUUAGGUGCUUUAUUAAGAUUUGUCUUAGCCCUACAGAAGAAAAUGCUGUUUAUCUUCAAUGUUGUUUUAACAAACCGUAGAAAUAAUUCAUUUUUUUAUUAUAUUCCAUAAUCUUUUCAAUUUAACUAUCUACUGUCUUCUUCAGCAACAAAAUCAAAUGCACCUUUGUUCACAAAGGCUCCACAAAGAAAGGGGCCAUAAUUGCAAUGCCAUGAUAAUGACACAGUAAUUGCUACCCUGAAAGAGCAGGUUUAUUUUCAGCACAGUAAAAGUCAUAGCAGCGACCACCUACACAGCCAGUGUGUAGAAAGAGACUUGAUAAUCGCUAUAACUUGCCCUUGUGCUCAUUUGGCAACAAAGCUGGGGCUAUUUUUGUAGAAAGAGGAAUACAGGAAAUAGACAUUGACUUUAAUGGGAACCUGGCAUCUAAGAGGCUGGUCUGGAUAGAAAACCAAUUAAGAUGAAGGCUAUUGCAGGGCGGGAACAAGCGCUUUGACAAGUAUUGGCAGGGUGGUAUCAGCUUGAGGUUUCCCACCUUUUUUUGUUUUAAAUUAGGGAUUAGUGAGGGAUUAAAUGCUGCAAAACUGGAGAGGAAAAACUAAUCACCUCUGGAAAGACAAUUGUCCAGUUACUACCCAAAGAGGAAACAUGGGCAAAAGAGGGCAAAAAAAACACUAAAAAGGAUGUAUUGUAAUCAGAAUCUCAAAGCUUCAAUGCAGCUUGAGUUGUUGAUUUGUCUGGGCUUAUUUUCAGAUAAGCAAUGCAGUUUUUCGCCUGGUGUAAUACUCUGACGCCUGCAUGGUUGCCUCAUGUUUAGAUGACAUUAGUGCUCAAUGAGGAAAAAGGCCUGAUAAUCAGUUUCUCCUCCGUCGGAUACAAAUUACAGACAUCAUUUAAGAUUCAGUUGGAGAUUUAACUGCAUUUACAAAACAUUGUCUGUAAUGGAAGCCAUAUAAUAGCAGCUAAUUUAGGAAUAGCAUUAUUAAUGUCUAGUUGAGGGAGGCCAGAUUUAAGCCUUCAAAUUAUACUAUUACUGGUUUUUUGAUUGAGAUAAUACUAGGGUGCAAAAAUACGGUUACAGGGGAAAUAAUAAGAGUGGUUUUUGUAUUAGAAAUUGAAAAAAAAAGGAAUCAAACUUUAAUUUUUUUUUCAAUGAGGAGAUACUUCAAAAUUGUGAGAACAGGGAAAUUACUUUCACUCUCACGUUAUUCUACCUUGAUAUUAAAGUGUGUGCCAGUAUAAAAAGAUUAUUAUAACUUUGAGAGCUGAAUUCUUCAAAAGGAGCAGCUGGUGAUAUUUAAAAAAAAAAAAAAAGAAAAUCUCUGUCAAUGCUUUUACGUGUGUUCGUAGCCGUUACUGAAAUUAAAGCAGCUUCGAAUAGCAUGUCUUUAUCUGAUGAGAACAUAAAGGAGCAAAAUCCUACAUGGAGGACACGUUACAAGAGACGGGACUCUCACUUGUGUUUCUUAUCUUUUUCUGCUGGUCAGAGGAGGCCACGCAGCUCUCUAGUCAGAAGAGAAAAGACUUGUCAGUACAGUGGCAAACCAGACUGGCCAGAUAAUGCCUUCUGCUUUCAUAGAUCAGUCCUGAGGUCACCUGGGAAUAGGCGGAUACGGUUGGAUGCAAGACCGAGGGAUUGUGGGAAGAAAGUAAGGUCAGGCUAUUUAAGGAUUAUAUCCAGGACAGGUCAGCUGCUCACAGAACCGAGGUCAACCAUUUGGCUCAAGUAUUGUUUAACCUAUUUCAAGAUGAGCAAAGUGUACACUGCAGCUUCUUGCUUUGUGAUCAUUGAAUAAAAACCUGUAUAUGAACAGGAGAGUGUUUCUUUGCACAUGUUGUGAUUUUUUAAAUGACACGUCUCAUAAUACUCAUAAUAUCUGCAUUUUUUUCAAAUCAUAAUCAGGAAAGAAAUACAUCCGUGCAUGACAUUUAAUCAGCUUAAAGACUGCAGAUUGCCAAUUUCGGUGUCAUGAGUCUAUCAAUUCACUACAGCAUAAAUAUAAAAUAACAUGACCCUACUCUGCCUCCUUUGUCAAUGAAAAGCCCAUUAAAAGCCAGUGAAAGGUUUAAAGACCCAUAUUUACAUAAUUGCGACUGGACACAGUAUUUAUGAAGCAUCAUCAUUUGCGAGCAAAUUAAAGCAACUGACAAUAUUCAGCAUAAAAAUGUUUUUAAAAUGUUUAAUUCAUCAUAUUUAUGUUGACUUUCACUCUGGUUCUGGUCUCUGCUUGCCUCGGAUAUACUACUUUGGAUCAAGUACCUCAGCGCUAGACACAUCCAUAAAACUGAUCAAUGUUUUCACCCAGAACAGAGUGAGACAGCAAAGAAACAUAUCUCUAAAAACAUUAGACAGAGUAAGUGCUGGCCAUUAUGUAUGCUAUGCGUUUUGUCUUAAAGGUCAUCAUUUUUAUUGCCUACCCUUAGUGGACUUUCCAAACCACUAUGUUGAUUCAUUUUGCAGUAUUGAUGGCCGGACGAUAAAAAACCAAAAGAGUUAGGUGUUACAGCUUCUUCGGACAGUUUAUCUGGAGGAACGAUUAUCUUAGCUCGUGGCCCAGACUCCCCUUUUUUUAUGGCUGCACAUUUCACAGGUCAGUAGUUUUAAAUAUUCUCUGAAGUUUAAGCACAGAAAGUGGUUUUGGGAAACUUUGCUAUAGUGAAUCAACUAAAGAGUGUGGGCUUUAAAGAGACUAUCCAUCGCAGCCUUUCCAUUUGUAAGUGAAUGAGAUAUGUUGGACUUGAUAAAGUUAGACGGUUUUAGCACCUGUCUUGAUUUUGUGAUCCCUCACUGAUAUGUAUAUUAGACAUUGUCUAUGGUAAACUAGUAGUGAUGUAUAAUAGGACCCCGACAGGUUUGAUUCUGAUUGAUCAGUGGUAAUUCAGUCCAAAUGGUGCCAGGGCCAAUCAGGUAACACAGUCACAGCAUAUUUUACUUCCACCUUGGACACUGGAUCACUAAUGUAAUAGCCUGGUAAUAGGUGGGAUCUUCUAGAAAACGGGAUUAUGGGAAUUCAAAUACCUUGACUUUCACGUCAGGGUCCUGUUCACUCUAUUUGCAUUACCAUUAUCCCUGUGUGUGUUUCAUAAAUGUUGUGUAAACAUACAGUAUGUCAGUCCAACAUAAGCUUUAUUUGAAACAUCCUUCUCCCGAGUCAAUUCCCAAAGUAGUCGUUGCUUUAUUGUGUAAUGACUGUGAGCUUCAUUUGCAAAUUCAACCAGGCGUUGACGUUUUUUAUUAUUUAUUUAACAGCUGAAUUUUGAACAUCUAUCUGUACUUUGCAUCAUUUGUUUUUGCUAAUUAAACCACAGAGUCCUGCAUAUGCCAAACUGAUGCAACAGUGUGAUCCCGCUGCGUUAUUCACAGACCAAGCGCUCAUGUUUGAUGAGUAGGUGGUGAGACAGUGUUUUAACAACAAGACUACCAAAGGUCAGAGGAGUGGAUAGAACUGAUGGCAGCACACAUUAAAUAAGUAAUGUAACUGUAUUCACAUCCUUUCAGUGACAUGUUUCUCAUUCAUUUCACAAUUUGUUUACACGGCUACAGGGUUUAUUUACUGGGACUCAAGGCUGGGCUCCUUUAGUUUCUAACUGUGAUUGCCGGCCUAAUUGUAAAAUCAAAGUCCUAGUUAAAUUGUGGUCACUGUAGGUAUCUAAUUAUGUCUCAGGGAUUUUCUAAAUCAACGGCUAAUUGACCACUGUUGAUAUGUACUCUCCAAACAACACACAGCCGCUUCUGAGCUGAGAGGACAAUAGCGGAUUGCAAAACUGCUGACAGGUGUCUGGCACAGCUUACGGCGGCCCCGAAGAACCCAAAACAAUAGACACAAAUUUUCAAAGAGUCACAUUUUCAAAGAGGCUGAGAGAAUGAUAGCCAAACACUAGAGCGCUUCAAACGACCAGACACCAUAAUGGACGACAGAAAAAAAUAUGUGCUGUGACAAUGUUUGCCUGUUUGUAGCCUUGUCUUCUUUUGUUUUACAUUUUUAAUUUGGGCAUAUUUGGACAACAGAGUGAGAGGUGUGUUGUCAAAGCAGGAAACCCCUGCAGCAGACAAAUAAUUACAGAGAAAGUGAUAUUAAUUUGCUAUACUGUUAAAGGCUUGCAGUUACAGAGAGGCUAAUUUGUGCUCUGGUGAGUCAGUCUUCUAUCUCGUCAAGCUUUAUUAUUUCUGAAAGGAGGAAUACAUUAAUUAUUUGUUGAUUUGUCCAUCAAUUAACACACUUUCUAUAAUAAACCCAGGUGUUGUAGUGUUGUGUCAUUCGCAAAUGAUUCGUUCAAAAGAACCAAAUCUUUUAAGUGAACAUAUUUAACCGAAUCACUUCCUCGAGUGAUUUGUUCCUUUCUCACAUUAUUUGAGCUGAAGUGAGAAACAGAAUUACCAGGCCAGCAGCCGGCGAAUGAGGGACCACAUGCACAAAAUUACCACCACUGCUUAAUUGCCACAACAACUUGCAUACAAUAGGACACAGCAUGUAACAAGUAGUGCAUUAAACCUGCAGCAUCCUAUCAUUGCAGCCGUUUGCGAGGGAACAGUGCAUGUUCAAUGUGAAUUCUUCUAAACGUUCAGUGAACGAAUCACUCACUGACCCUAAUUUACCGAGCAGACCUGAUAAAUAGCAUACCAUAGGACGGUACACUUAAAACAUCAUGACUUAUAAACAAGUUUGCCAAAGCAACACAGCCAACACUCUCAUCUCCCAGUCCCAGAAGCUCUGAAUUGAACUGAAUCCUGAACCGUUCAGCUGUGUAUCAGUUCAGGAGGUCGGAGUGGCAGGCUUCUCCUGCUAAAUGAUUUGGAGAUUUGGUGAACGAAUCUUUUGAGCGAAUCUUUUUCGUGAACCGAUUCUAGUGAUUCAGUAUAUCUAAAAGAACUGCCGUGCCCAUCACUAAGGUGUUGAAUCAUGUCAAUGUACUAAUGGUGGUUACCUUUCCUGUGUUUCAUUCCACAUGAAUAAGUUAUUUAGCCUUGGCAUUUUUCCUUUUGUCUGUCUCUCAUCCUGGUCUAUUACACACUGACUCACCUAGCUCUGAAAUCAAACCCGUUAACCUAUUCAUUCAUUGGAUAGUUGGUAAAGGGGCAGAUUUACAACUACAAAUAUAUUCUCUUAAAUGAGAACCACAGCUACUGAAACUGUCAUUAUUGUCAUAUGAGUUUCACUUUUGUUCCCCUGGGUUUGUUAUCAUGUUGUUGGCCAAAUGCCAUGGACUUAUCUCUUCCGUUAAAUGACUCCAGACUGGGCAGGAAGCCAAUCCCUCAGACAUCCUCAGCCCAAGAAUUUUGAUUUCCUGGCCAGGUGUUUGUCGAAAAACCUACUGGGCACAGCUCUGCUUUACUUUUAAAUACUUGCCCAAGGAUAUAACCGAUAUCUCGUGAGUCUUGACUAUAAUCCUUACCUAAACUUGCCUCCUCUCAUUUGAUAAAUCUAGAGGGAAGAGAAAGGCAAAUCUCUGACUGAAGGGAGGCAUCAGUUUUAUUCAGGGCAACAGAACCUGAUCAUUCCAGCACAUGGCACUCAGACAGCCACAUUCAUUACUUAUUGAAGAGAUUGGAGAUUUUACAUCUGACCUUCUUACUUUAGAGAGAGAUUUCAAUCCUUGUUUAUGUCAACCAGUAAGGGUCCUCCAACAUCAAACACUGCUACACUAAAAUCUAUAGGACAAAAUCAGCAAAGAAAGGACAGUUAUAGGCUUUCUUCAUAGAGGUGUUAAAAAAAAGCACAAUCCUGUCAUGUAAUGUGAAACCACACGCUGGGAUGCCAAUAUCACACUUUUCUGGGGUCAGUCUCAGAGCACAAGGGUGAGCCUGAUUCAAGGUGCUGUUGAGGGCUAUUUUUAGACCAAAUCUUGUGUGGUUAAAGUCUAAAUGAAAAGUAAGAAAGCUUUCUGUUACUCUCCGUAAUACUUUAAAAACAUGUAAUACUUUAAUACUUUAAAUACAUUAAACUGAUCAUAUGAGUUAUAUGGAGUACCUCAGGGUUCUAUUCUUGGUCCUCUGGUCCUUUCCUUUAUAUUUCACACAUUUCUGUCUUAGACAUCCAAGAAAAGAUCUCAUGCUACAAUUUUUUAAAUAAAAUGACAUGGUUGCCUAAGUUUUCCCUUUGUCAUCAUAAAAAGAACCUGAUUUGUACAUUUGCAUAAUUCAGACAGUAUCAUUAUAAGUUUUGUUUCCAGAACUGUGAUUUGAAUAAGAACAUCUGACCAUGAAAAAAAUUUACAUUUUGGCUUAAUGUUAUUUUCUUUCCACCCAUAUAUAAUUAGACUUCUGCUCGUGGGGAUUCACUAUAUAAUGAAUGGUUUUCAGCAUUCACAGAUGUUAAUUUUAAGAUUUUGUUCAAGUUUAUCCCCUGUGAAUAAUGAUACUGCAAACUUCUUUAAAAAAAUCAUUGCCUCUCUCUCAGCCAGUGCUUGUUUUUUGUCCCCAAAGCUCAUAACCAUCUAAGCUUCUCUCACUCUAACUUCUCCUCUACUUGGCCUCUCUUUUCCCUCUGGCUUCUCUAUGCUGGACCGGCGGCUGUUAUGGGACUCUCUCUCUCUCUCUCUCUCUCUCUCUCCAUCUCUCCCCCUGGCUGUCAGUGUCUACCUCCAGAUGUUUUGGGGUCUGGAUCUUUUGCCUGUCUCUUUCUCUCUCUCUGUCUCUCCUGUCUGUCUCCUGGUUGUUGUGUGCUUGAACUUUUGUGGGUUUGCCUCAAAUGUCAUCUUGCAAGUCUUUAUCGACCCUAUUACAUUUUCUUGUCAUUAUGACUCCAUACUGUCUGGACUGUUUAUUUACAUUUCUGUGUAGAAUUAAGUCUUUUCUUUACCUCAGAAUUAUGAAGCCCAUUUAGGCAAAUUAGACUGUCUGAUUGGACUAGUAGUAUUAAGAAUUUGUAGGGCAAGAAUAAGGGAAUUAUCAUACUAUGAUUAUGAAACUUCAAGUGAGUAUUUAACUAUUCAUAAUUCAAUCCUUACUCCAAGCCAUGUGACAGUCGAGCUAAGCCUCUUUUGGCUCUUUUCUUUAAUCCUCCUUCAUGAUUCAAAAAGGAGACACAACAGUAAGCACUGAAUCAAGCAGCAGGAGGGUGUUUUAAAAAAUUAAACAUCCUCCACAAUCGAUUGGGUGGUUUGCUUUGAAAAGAUGCCAGAGCAAACUCCUCUGUUGUUUUUCAGUAAUUGCUUACUGGUUAUAAGUCAGUGGAGGUACAACAGUCCUAAUACACCAACCACAAAGUUUAUUUUAUCCAUUUUUAACAUUUUGGAUGUUGACUUUAGUAAAGAUUAUUUGAAAUUUUAGAUGUUGGUUAUGAUUAAGAUAAGUUAGUUGAUAAGUAUGGCAAAUUCUCAAACCAGUACAACAUUUAAGACACUAUUCAAUGCUUGAAUCAAUUAGUAAUUGAGGGCUUCAAUACUGCCAGUAGAGCCCUUUCCUCUGAUAAUCCAGUCAAAAACAGCAGAGGCCCAAGCACACUCCCUGGGGAACUGACUACUGGCAGAAGAAGAAGAAAAAUGUUAUGGCCAACUCAAAGCCAUUGACAAGACAUGCUGUGAAGCAGACAUAGAGCUGUCAUUAUUGUCAUAUGAGUUUCACUUUUGUUCCCCUGGGUUUGUUAUCAUGUUGUUGGCCAAAUGCCAUGGACUUAUCUCUUCCGUUAAAUGACUCCAGACUGGGCAGGAAGCCAAUCCCUCAGACAUCCUCAGCCCAAGAAUUUUGAUUUCCUGGCCAGGUGUUUGUCGAAAAACCUACUGGGCACAGCUCUGCUUUACUUUUAAAUACUUGCCCAAGGAUAUAACCGAUAUCUCGUGAGUCUUGACUAUAAUCCUUACCUAAACUUGCCUCCUCUCAUUUGAUAAAUCUAGAGGGAAGAGAAAGGCAAAUCUCUGACUGAAGGGAGGCAUCAGUUUUAUUCAGGGCAACAGAACCUGAUCAUUCCAGCACAUGGCACUCAGACAGCCACAUUCAUUACUUAUUGAAGAGAUUGGAGAUUUUACAUCUGACCUUCUUACUUUAGAGAGAGAUUUCAAUCCUUGUUUAUGUCAACCAGUAAGGGUCCUCCAACAUCAAACACUGCUACACUAAAAUCUAUAGGACAAAAUCAGCAAAGAAAGGACAGUUAUAGGCUUUCUUCAUAGAGGUGUUAAAAAAAAGCACAAUCCUGUCAUGUAAUGUGAAACCACACGCUGGGAUGCCAAUAUCACACUUUUCUGGGGUCAGUCUCAGAGCACAAGGGUGAGCCUGAUUCAAGGUGCUGUUGAGGGCUAUUUUUAGACCAAAUCUUGUGUGGUUAAAGUCUAAAUGAAAAGUAAGAAAGCUUUCUGUUACUCUCCGUAAUACUUUAAAAACAUGUAAUACUUUAAUACUUUAAAUACAUUAAACUGAUCAUAUGAGUUAUAUGGAGUACCUCAGGGUUCUAUUCUUGGUCCUCUGGUCCUUUCCUUUAUAUUUCACACAUUUCUGUCUUAGACAUCCAAGAAAAGAUCUCAUGCUACAAUUUUUUAAAUAAAAUGACAUGGUUGCCUAAGUUUUCCCUUUGUCAUCAUAAAAAGAACCUGAUUUGUACAUUUGCAUAAUUCAGACAGUAUCAUUAUAAGUUUUGUUUCCAGAACUGUGAUUUGAAUAAGAACAUCUGACCAUGAAAAAAAUUUACAUUUUGGCUUAAUGUUAUUUUCUUUCCACCCAUAUAUAAUUAGACUUCUGCUCGUGGGGAUUCACUAUAUAAUGAAUGGUUUUCAGCAUUCACAGAUGUUAAUUUUAAGAUUUUGUUCAAGUUUAUCCCCUGUGAAUAAUGAUACUGCAAACUUCUUUAAAAAAAUCAUUGCCUCUCUCUCAGCCAGUGCUUGUUUUUUUGUCCCCAAAGCUCAUAACCAUCUAAGCUUCUCUCACUCUAACUUCUCCUCUACUUGGCCUCUCUUUUCCCUCUGGCUUCUCUAUGCUGGACCGGCGGCUGUUAUGGGACUCUCUCUCUCUCUCCAUCUCUCCCCCUGGCUGUCAGUGUCUACCUCCAGAUGUUUUGGGGUCUGGAUCUUUUGCCUGUCUCUUUCUCUCUCUCUGUCUCUCCUGUCUGUCUCCUGGUUGUUGUGUGCUUGAACUUUUGUGGGUUUGCCUCAAAUGUCAUCUUGCAAGUCUUUAUCGACCCUAUUACAUUUUCUUGUCAUUAUGACUCCAUACUGUCUGGACUGUUUAUUUACAUUUCUGUGUAGAAUUAAGUCUUUUCUUUACCUCAGAAUUAUGAAGCCCAUUUAGGCAAAUUAGACUGUCUGAUUGGACUAGUAGUAUUAAGAAUUUGUAGGGCAAGAAUAAGGGAAUUAUCAUACUAUGAUUAUGAAACUUCAAGUGAGUAUUUAACUAUUCAUAAUUCAAUCCUUACUCCAAGCCAUGUGACAGUCGAGCUAAGCCUCUUUUGGCUCUUUUCUUUAAUCCUCCUUCAUGAUUCAAAAAGGAGACACAACAGUAAGCACUGAAUCAAGCAGCAGGAGGGUGUUUUAAAAAAUUAAACAUCCUCCACAAUCGAUUGGGUGGUUUGCUUUGAAAAGAUGCCAGAGCAAACUCCUCUGUUGUUUUUCAGUAAUUGCUUACUGGUUAUAAGUCAGUGGAGGUACAACAGUCCUAAUACACCAACCACAAAGUUUAUUUUAUCCAUUUUUAACAUUUUGGAUGUUGACUUUAGUAAAGAUUAUUUGAAAUUUUAGAUGUUGGUUAUGAUUAAGAUAAGUUAGUUGAUAAGUAUGGCAAAUUCUCAAACCAGUACAACAUUUAAGACACUAUUCAAUGCUUGAAUCAAUUAGUAAUUGAGGGCUUCAAUACUGCCAGUAGAGCCCUUUCCUCUGAUAAUCCAGUCAAAAACAGCAGAGGCCCAAGCACACUCCCUGGGGAACUGACUACUGGCAGAAGAAGAAGAAAAAUGUUAUGGCCAACUCAAAGCCAUUGACAAGACAUGCUGUGAAGCAGACAUAGAGCUCAUGCAAAGCUAACUGACUUCACCAAAAGAUGAGUUAAUCGACUAAUGGACAUUGUGAGGUGUGUAAGUUUGUCUGUGAAUGUGUGUGCAUGAGUAAGGCUGAUGGUUGUUGAAAAAGUAGGGAGGACCAGCAUUUUGCAAACCUUGCAAUCUAUUAUGGUUGAUGUAGAAGAGCAUAACAUUUGCAUUUACAAGUAUUUGGAAAGGGUACAAGUAAAGCACCACUUAAAAAGAUGAGGAAAAAGUAAAGAGAUGUAGUGGGACAGUUUUAUUUUCAAUGUACUAAUCUUGAUUUACAGACUUUGCAUUAGUGCAACCUUUGUCUUGGCACUUUCCUGUUUCACAAGGCAGUUGUUGUUUAUGACAGUACGCCUUUAAUUAUUGAUCUAAACUGAUUUUUGUUGAUGUCCCCUCUCAAGUCCAACUUCUUUCUGGCUUCUGGAGUCCUUAGGUUGAUGGUGAAUAAUGCUAACAUCCAGUCAAGAGAGUUGUUAAUCCUUUAUCGCUGAAUGCUAGGCCUUAAAAGUUGUCCAUUGUUCCAAGCAGCUGCAGCCAUCAGACGGUAGUUGAUGGAUGUCAGCUGCAGACAUGACACUCGAGAAAAUCAAAGUAUUGCCUUACUCAGAUUAAGUCCGGACAACUGGGGUGCAUGUCAACACCUUAGUCCAACUAUAAUCAGAGUUUAUAUCGGACACCCAGAUAAUGCGAUUGGAAUUCGAUUUUCUCUACCAUGUAAACAGCGUAGUUGGAGUAUGAUCGAUGGACACUGAUUGUGCGUGUGUGCCAUUUCCCCAUAUCUUCGGAACAAAAACACCAGAGAAGAGGAGUAACGUGCACCUCAUUUGCAGAAAAAGUAGCGUAUACAUCAUGUAUGACAAAAACAACGCUGCACGACGCUCCAUCUUCUUGCUCAAAAAUGCCCAGCAGCAGUUGUGGCCAUUUGACGUCUGGCACAGACCUGCUGUUGUUGUUGGGUCAACUGGAAACAGCGCCGCUGAAAAGACCCAUAUCACCCCUUAGUUUUUUUUGGGGGGGGACAUGUUCACAUCAAUAAUUCGAUUUUCUCAGCUGCAUGUAUACGCAGACAAGGAGAGAAGUCCGAUUUGGCGAAAAAGAUGAAUUAUGAGCUUAGUCUGAUUAAGCUGUGCAUGUAAACGCACCGAGUGACUUUUUUUCUUUUUUUGCAGUAUCAGUUCUUUGGCUCAGAUGUAGUAAUUUUCACAGACUUGUUGUCACGUAAGAAAGCAACCACAGUCGUGUGCCCUGAAAAACAAUCCUCUUAUAUCUCUCUGGUCUCAUAGUAGAGACUGUCAGUCAGUGUUAAUCACCUCGACGUGUCACACAUUUGCUUAAUCAGACACACGACCAAAUUAAAUGUACUGUGGGAUUUGCCAUGAGCGCAGGCCAGCUUUGCAAUCAAUUGGGUGAGGAAAUCAUUUAUGUAAAUUUGCACAAGCACUGUUAAUCAUACCGAGCAGCCCCAUGGGUCUGCUUGUCACAAAUAUUGGACUAUUGAAAUUUUUUUCUUUUACUGGGGACAGUUCUCAAAAGAUAAAAGACAGCUGUGCUUGAUCCCUCAGAGGGUGGGAAGCUGGUAAGGGAUUAGCACCAGAGCACCCUACUAAAAGAUAAGAGCCUGUGUAGAGGUAAGAUAGAUGGGCCAGAAUAGUGAAGUAUGACGCUAUCAUGGCAAAAACCAAAGGGGAAAAAGCACUGCCAUAUCACACUGCAUUUCAAAGGACAUAAACAAGUAACAAGCUUAUGGUAAAGGAUUCUGCAGGUCUCCGCUCUCUUUAAUAUUCCUCUCGGGGAACCCUGACUCGUUUAUGUUCAUUGGCCUUGACCCCUCGGAUGAGGACAUGAUUGUUGUUGUCAUUACCAUCAGAGCACAGGUCACAGAGGACAUCAUUUAAAGAUCAGGAGACGGUAAAGGCAACAGAAAGAGAGCAGAGGGUUGUUUUUUUUAUGCCAGCACACCAGCCAUCAGGCCAGCAGUGAAAACAGUCCCAAGCACUGUAAGUAAGGGUGUAGAGUGGACAAAUAAGAUUAGACAGCACAGGGCAUCUGCAGGGUACACACACACACACCAUGCACACACACACACACACACACACACACAUACACAUACACAUACACACACAGACUGAUAUGCCCCUGAGCAAUGCUCACUCAUCUUACCAGGAGUACUCCCUCAACACUCCUUUUCUUUUAUUCUCUCACAGCUUCUUUCCAAAUCCUGCUUCUUCCUGCAUGGAGGCUUUGCUCUGCCCUCCUCUGGUAACUUCUCUUAUUAAUUUAGCCGUCUGCUGGACUCAAAGACGCCAGAUGCCCAGUUUUUGGUGCUGAAGUGCUGCCCAGAUCAUGACACAAUAUGGGUUUAAAGCUGUGCCGUCCUCACAAAUCUAAAGUUUUACAACACGUCCCUUACAUAUUUCUGUUAUACGGCUUCGGUUUUAUGUGUAGUCACCAAGUUGCCAUUUCUGCAUGAUGGAAUAACAUGCAUUUAGCUUGGUUUGCCCUUUUUUAACAUUCACAGUCCUUGCUGGAACAAGUGUGCAAACCUUUGUGAAGGGGUAAGAUAAUCUAAUCAGUGCAGUGACAUUCAAAUGUACUGCAGGUUAAGAUGAACCCGACCCUAUUAAAGGAUUUACAAAUUGCUAAGAGAGUGUCCUUCGAAAGGAAACGUGUUCUGAAAAUGUCUGAGGUCUUGAAAAAAAUCAACAGUGAAUAUGAGAGCUUGGAAUAAAAACACUUCACGCUCUUGUAAAUUGUAAAAGGGCACAAAAGCAUCUCUUAAGAAUCUAGCCUUCAUGUGCCAACAGACUGAGAGAAUAAUACUGUGAGAAAAGUCAAAGCGCAACACUCAGCGAAGGAGCGCCACGUUAACCUGAAGGACGUGGCGGCAGUGUGUAAGGCAGAGAAGUCAGACAUGCAGACCUACAAUAAAAACACAUGACCUUUUUAUUUUGUCCAGCUAAAGACAUUUAAAACAUCUGCCUAAGGAGCUUGAAUGAAGCACUGUUAAGCAUGUCAGCUUUGAUAGAAGUACUAUGAAUGUCUGCAAGUGGAGUGAUAAAAACCAGGGAGAAAAGGCAAAAAAGUAUUGAAGGAAAUCGUCAAAUUAAAAUUAGUGAAUUCUUUAAGGUAUGACCAAAACUCAUGUAUCAUGUGCUCAUAUCUGCUUACUGUGUGAUUUUCAAGUAAAUGUAAGUGCUUAUAUUGUUCAUGUUUAACUGGGAUCUGGUAUUCUGACAGUAGAAGCUAAAGAUGAUAAAGCUGACUUUCUGAUGUGUCAACAAAGGCUGAAAGUGAAGAGGCUUUGUGAAAGUAUAUUUGUGGUAAAACUGUUGUAUUUGAUUGGAUAACAUUUCACUGGUGGUUAUAAUGUGGAGGCUCAUCACUAUUUUAGUGUAUUUCAGUUGUUCACAUCACAGCCCAAUCAAGAAAAAUCCAUUAAGUGGGAUAGUGACUCACAGCUCCCCUUUGACUUUGUGAGUGAAUGAUGUCAGCCAAUCAAAUUUCUGACUUGCCGGGAGUUAAUCCGACUGGUCUGGAGCAGCUGAUUGGGUCAUGAUUGGCUCUCUAAGUCCCCCUGUGCUCUCCUGGGCAAUUUACACACAGUUAAGCUGAAAUUAGGUCUGAAAAUCAAUAAACAACUUGAAAAUUGGGUCAGUGUGAACAAUGUGGCUAAAACAAGUCUGCUUAAGUCUUAAGUUUUGUUUUUGUAAGUUAUGAGAAAACGGGCGAAACUGUCCUUUCAUACAAACAGUGUUUACAUCAUUCCAUGUACAUCCUGUUGGCCUCUGGCAAAUACAUUUUGCCAACUGUUUUCAUACAUAACCUAUCAACCAAGAGACGCCCUAUGGACUGCUGACACAACCUAACAAUCUGUAGACUAAGCAUACAAAGAGUUGACGUUAACGUGGGAAUUUAGCCUCCUGGCCAGCAUGUCCCACCUGUCAAACAAGUCAGUUUUUCCCAUAGACGAUAUAUACUAUGGACAACUUGGUUCCACCUUCCGCCAGUACACAGAUUUGAAGCCAAAAAGCUCCCUGUAAUUCUACGUUAUUUCUCCAACAAACGUUGCACAGUAGCGUUGUAGGCACUCCACCACUUGCGCAGUAGAAUUGUACGCAUUCGUGAGCUACGCUAUCUUCAUACGCCCAUAGGCUGUAUCAAGUGUCAACCAUAGAAAACAUGAACCCCCCAAUAACUUUUAAAAACAGAGCUGCACAGAAAAAAGAGGACUUGAACACAAACCAGUCUUACAGUAACUACAUGUCCACAUCGCAAGCAGGGCGGAGAAAAAUUUAUAUUCUAUGAAAUAAAUUUCUGAAGUUUGUCCACAGCCUCAUAAGGAUGGCUGGAGGAGGCGGGAUUUAUGACCUAUACUGCAGCCUGUCACCAGAGGGCGCUGUUCUCGGAGUGGCUUCACCCAGCUAGGAGGCAGACACUGUCCAUUCUAUAUACAGUCUACAGCUUUUCCCUUUAACAAAACCCUCUAAUGCAAAAUUCACAACCUUAACGACUCCACAAGAAAGGGUCACAAAAAAUGACUCCCUGUACUUUGUGUCCAAAUAGAAGAAAAUAGCUAUUCAGACCAUUUGUCAUCCAUAAAUUCAGUUAUACUGUAAAAUAAGACAUUUUAACAUGAGUGUCAAUAGGGUCUACUUAACUUUUUGAGCCAGUCCUCAAGUGGACAGUUGUGGAAUUGCAAUUUUGAGCACAUUCACUUAAUUUUUUUAACAUCCCUAUUUUCCUCUGUAGGUGUCAUGAAUUUAGAUCUAAAUCUGACAUUUCAAUCAUCUACAAGAAGUACUUUGCCAAACACCACGAAAAAUAUCAAACACAGAAGUGUGCGGAGCAAGCUCACAUACAAUUUGCAUGUGCAAUUUAGAAGCGACACACAAGAGAAGUGAGUCUAGUGCACUGGCAUCUCCGAAGGUGGUGUGAAGUUGUCUUAAAUAACUCUCUUAAAGAGUCCCUGUGCAAAAACAUUUUUUGUUCAAUUGAAACAGUUUUUUUUUCUUGCAAAGCAAUCAGGAAAUCUUUACACCUCAUGCUGCUGUUUUUCUCAGCCAGACUUUUGCAGACAUGCUGCUAAAGGCAGAAGAUAACAUGACAGAUAACAGUCAUAACAACUCCAACAAGGUACAAAAAAAUAUAUAUGUAGACAGACAGCCAUCCAAAGAAACACUUACCAAGGUUAGAGAAUAAUUGCUAGUUUGAGGAAAUUAAAUUAGCCAUUUAAAAAAAAGGUAAGAUGUAGAUUGGGAUUUGAAAUAAAUUCCUGUCAGCGUGAGCAGACAGAUGCUGUGAAACCAAUUAAGAUGUGAGUGAUUGGGGAGCGGGGGUGUAAAUGGAACUGGGAAAUAUAAGGGUGACGUAAACGUUAACUUAACCAAGUAUAAGGGAGGUGCACAGCUAAGGGUUUUGUGUAAGAGGGUUUAUCUUCAUGUUUUUUUAUGCUUUCAUAGCAUCAAACUGGAAUUUAGAGAGCAGAAAUAAGUGUCAGAUCAAGUUUGUUACACUGGCGAAAACUGACAAGUGCUGUCUUUGCAACCAAAGACUGAAAACAGGCUUAAAACUGGGGCAUUGGUUUGGUUUAGUGGUUAAAGCCCUGUUCUGCAUGUCUUCCCCUGCUUUCGCCUUCCUACAUAUUCUGUCUCUUCAGCUGCUUUUUUUUUAAAAAGCCCCUCACUCCUAUCCAAGAAAAGCAGACUUCAAGUUAUACCCAGGAAAAUCUUGUUUAGAAACAUAAAACAUUUUAUUCAAGCCUAAAGCAUGUAAUCUUACAUUAACUGCACACACUGUCCUUCUUCUUUCUGCCUUUGUGUGUUACAUGAUGCAAACUGAAAAAUAUAUUUUUUUGUUUUUUCAAAGUCAAAUUGAUUCUUGUCAGUUCUAUUUUAUGUCAGCUACAAAUGAGGAUUUACACUCAUCAUUUUGAUGAAACAAAAGGCAUGUCUGAUAUCUGCUCAGAUGGUUUGGUAGCUCAGCCCAACACCAUUAAUUAGAGUUUUCAGUAACUCGUUGAUCUGUCUGUUGUGAAAGAAAGCUUCACUGUUCAUUUGCCCUUCAAUACUGACACAUCUGACACUUGAAAUAGCUAUGUAGUUCGUAUGUUGGUCUUUAAAACUGCACCAUACUUCUUGGAGAUAGCUUAUUCCAGCCCUGAAUGCCCGACUGUGACUGGAGAGCAAUAUUUUGUCAGUAUUUCCCAUUUUGUCUCCUGCUCCACAUGUACAGGAAGCAUGUAUGCACCCACAGGCACAACUCCAAUACCUGCCAACUGCACAUGGGAGUAAGACAAAUGUUUCCUGAACGCUAGACUAACCUUCUCCACCGCUCAUGAGUCGGUGGAGAUAAUGGGCCAAGAAAUGCAGCAAGAGCACUGGGAGAGGAAAAAGGAGGCUGCAGAAUCGAAACCUGAACAUUAACAAUAUAGUUGCCAAAUAUUUUUCAAAAUGUGUUUUGCAUGUUUUGUAAGGAAGGUAAUGACUUGAGAAUGCUUUUAGGAUUUUUUGAAAUGGCUCGCUAUGUGAAGCACAAUAUGGAUGCAGCUGUGUCUGUUUACAAAACCUUCAUCCUUCACCCCACCCAGACGAAAACAUGGUCUGUUCUCCAUCUCCCUUUUGUAGCGUGGGGAACAAAAAUGAAAACACGCAUCUGCAGAUGGAUAUUUUCAAAGGGUGUUUACUUGUGUUGUGCUACACCUCAUGAAAAGACUUUAAAGGAAAACUUUUUCUGCUUGGAGAAGUAAAUACAAGAUGUUGUUGAGAUUUCAGACUUCUGGUUUAUAGUUACAAACACAAGGCGGCUCGCCGGCAGCCACAGGAUGUAAUUGACUCUCUGCCAAACUUUAAAUAACCCACUUAGUCUUAAUUUUGCUCCAUAAAACCGUCUAAGAUGUUUAGGAUUGAAUCAAGUUUAAUGCGAUAGAUGUAUGGUAGACUACUUUUGCAUAAGUUUGUAUGCAUUACGACAUCUUUUUUGUGAUCCAUUUGCUGAUAUGUAAAUAUAAACUCAAAUAAUCCCAUGAAUGAAAAGUACAUUAAAUUGCUUUCCUCUUUGUGUUUUUCGCAGGGCGCACACCUGCCCUUUGUCACUCACAGCUAAUGGAUGUCUUUACCCAGUAUGCCUACAACGACAGUUUCUUUGACAAUGGGACAUUCAACGAAACAGACCAAGAGCAGAAGCAUCCGUACAACUACUAUGCCAUGCUACUCACCCUGCUCAUCUUUGUCAUCGUCUUCGGCAACGUGCUGGUGUGCAUGGCUGUGUCCAGAGAGAAGGCUCUGCAGACCACCACCAACUACCUGAUCGUCAGCCUGGCUGUUGCAGACCUCUUGGUGGCCACACUGGUCAUGCCCUGGGUAGUCUAUUUAGAGGUAAGAUAUUCUCAAUAAAUGCACGUUAAAGGUGGGGUAUGCAGGAUUCCAUUAAAGAAGCAUCUUUUUUUGUGGUGUAUUUACAAAAAAGCUUUUAAUAUCACUCAAUAGCUAUUGGUUAUUGAUGACAUUUGGUAAUAUAACAAUAUCACUGUGUUUUGUUAUGUCUGUGUAGUCAACAUUUAAAAAUUUUUGAGCAGCCCGCUCUUUCUGACUGUAAACAAAGCCAUUCUCCGCCUCCCCCAACCUGAUUGGUUGUGAGGCAGACGCUGCUUCUUUGUGCUGAUUGGUUGUGAGGCAGACGCUGGUCCCCCGUGUCGUUCACAAGCCCAAACAAAGUUAGCGUGCUACAUUAUCGAACAGUAGAAACCAACCAGAAAGUACAGAAAAUUGUCUGAAUCCUCCUUUGGCCAAGACUGCCAACACAAGCAAGAAAACGAAGUAAAAAACGGAGACUCUGGCGGAAUAACGGGUGCUUAAAAAUGAGGUAGACAAGACAAGAACCAAGAUGCCGGGUCAACAUCAGCAUAAUGUUAGCAUAAACAAUGGGUUGAAGUUAGCCAAGUGUCUGUAACACAAGUGUUUCUUGUCAAACGGGACCUGCUGCAUGUUGUAGCGCCGCUAAACUGUUUACCUCGGGUCCUGGACUAUGUUACUCUAUCCUAGUUGUAGAAGUCCUGCAAACAUUGUGUUUGCUCGUAGUCUGUUGGCAUCUACAGUAGCACCAAUGCUUUUUAUUUUCACAUUGACUGGGCUCCAUUUGUAAUUAUCUGAAGCAUUUAUCUGCAUUAUAUCUGAAUUUAAUUGUAACGAGACGAGCGAGCAGUAGCGUAUAUUUGUGGGCGGGGCUUGCUGGAGCAGAGAGGGAGGGGAGAGGAGGAGCUUUUACAUGUAAUUGGACUACUGCAAUAAAUCGAUUUUUUUUAAGUGCAUGUAAACCGAGGAAUAGAUCUACUGUGAGUGACGUGUUUUCCUGUUAAAAAGAAUCAGGAGGAAGUUUGUCAUCAGACAACACCGCUCACACAUAUUCAGGAUGAGUUCAGCUCAAUACAUGUGCCGGGCACUGUAGCCCCAGAAUGCCACAUUAAGUACUUAAGAUGACAAUACAAGCUACGUUUCCCUUCAAAACACAAUUUAGUUUGGCAGCAAGAGGCAAUACAAUGUCAAAGCAUAUCCUGCAUAUGACAAAACCUGGUGGCAGUAAAGUACAAGGGAAAAAAGAUUUAAGUCGAGGUAGCUGGCAGCAGUAAGCAGCAGGUCAGAGGCACAAGGUGAAACAGGGGUAAAGGCUUUAUUGUUCACAUCAGCAUUGUAAAUAUGAGCUCUGCAGGGCUUUAAGGCUUGUAAUGUAGCAACAGCAUGUAACAACAUCAAAAUGUCAGACCUGUCUAGUCAGUUAGAGGUCAGACAGCUAUGAAUAAUUCCUCCUGAUUCUAGAAAAAAUCUUUUUUGUAUUCACUGCUGGGUCGGAUAAUGUAGAUUUGUUUCUAUUGAAAAAGCGAUCAUGACACAUAAAGCCGUUCAACCAGUAGGGACUAGACUCAGGUCCAGCAUAAGCAUCAUCUCCAAUCUUCCAAAUCAAUUGUAAGCAGGAUGUGGGCUAUCUUUCAGAAAACUCUCUCUUCUCUAUUUCUCGACGGUUGCUCAUUUCUUCUGUAUCUCUUCUGGGGUCCUGAGGUUAUUUCUGACCAUCAGGCUUUAGAUCACGCUGUGUUGUAGAGAAAGACAAUCGAAGACUACAGGGACUCUUAUCCUUCAGAGUCUCUGAGUGAGUCAUGAUGAUUAUCACUCCGAUCAGAUUACAGAGAGUAAAUCCAUAGGGUGUCAUGGUCUCUGAUUGCCUUUAUGCAUGUGUGUUUGACAAUUAAGUACAAAGGUGGUAGGAAACGUGUCAUUUUGUAAUUAGUCAACAAGUCAAGCUUUAUGGGAAACACACGUAUUUUAAAACACACAUGAAUUAGAAACACAAUCAGCUUUUGUUUUGCAGAUAAGCGCACAGGUGUAGUCAAUCUUGUAGUUUUGCCCAUCACUUACAGGAAGCCAAUGAGGGGAUCGCUCGUUUUAGUUCAUUAUUUGGCAGCUGCAUUAUAACCUUGCAGUAAACUAACCGAGGCACUUCAACAGUGAAAUAUAUAAAGGAGAGAAUAAAAGGUUAACACUUUAUAACUAUCCAUUAUAACUAGUUAAUAGAUCGUAUGUAAACUGUUAAUUAGUGAGUUAUUAGUGACUUGUUAAGUAUUUGUUAACAGAUUGUUAAGGAUUUAUAACAAUGCCUUAUAGAUAGUUAAUAUAUCAUUAAUAAACUGUUAGUAAAUGAGUUGUAAAUGUUAUAAAUUGUUAACUGUAUGUUAAUGCUUUAUAACUAUACCUUAUAAAUUAGUAAUAGAUCGUGAACAAGCUAUCAGUAAAAUACUAAUGACUUAUUAAGUAUCACUUAGGUUCUUGCUCAUAUUUAACUGUUCAGUUUUAACUAAAGUAAAUUCUCAUGUGUGGAGAAACCCUGAGGACAGCAGAACAUGAACCACUUUUUACAGCCAUAAAAAAUACAUCAAAAUGGAGGUAAAUAAGUCCCGCUUCUCAUAAAAGAGGCUUCUUCUUCUUCUUCUGGGCAAGUGAAACUUAGUACCAAUUAUUUUCAUAAGAGAUCUAUUUGAGCUUCCCUUAGUCUGAUCCCUUUCCCAGGACCUGUUUGCCAUGGGUGACCCUACCGGAGGCAUAAAGCCCCAAACAGCAUAGCUCUUGGGAUCAUUGGGAUGCGCAAAGGACCAGAUUAGUUAAAAAAGUUUUACAAGUAUAAGUCUGAGAAUCUUUGCAGUAGUCCUGAUUUUUGAUUAAAAGGGGCCAAAUGACUCAAUCUCUGUGGUGAAGAUAUUCAGUCCAAUUUAAAGUAUUCCAAAUUCUGAUGAAGAUAUCAACUCUUUGAUGGCAGGACAUAUUUAUAAACUGACUCAGCUGGUUUGAAUAAAAACAGGUCAAAGCAUCAUCAGCAUAACACAUAACAUGACGUGUUCCAGUCAUUGAUGGAUUUUAAGAAGGGCUAAAUGACGAAGGAGACAUGAUUGAUAUCCAUUUUCAAUGAAAACAGUUUCAAGACUGCACAGAAAUAUAUCAAAUGUAUUUAAUGCCAACCCAGAUGAAACAUUUAUGUUGUGAUGCUAUGAUCAGUGGAGCCAAAGGAGGGAUUCAAGUCAAAAAGAUCCAGAUAGCUACUCAUGGUUGGUACAUCAAAAUCAAAGGGACACACUGGAAGACACUGUUGAAUACAUUUUUACAAAUAAGGUCUAUUCCUUAGACAGACAAAUUUUGAUUUUAAAAUCCUAUACACCCUGUUCAUGAGUCUGUUUUUCACUUUUUAUGGUGACCAGUAGUGCCUGCUUGGGGGCAGAUUGAGAGCAGUUUUUGACAAGGGGUGUUCGCAAUACUCGAGAGUGAGGGACGACGGCAGCCAAGGAUUUUCUUUUUCCCUUCCCUUUGUUGAUGGCCUGUACAGCUUUUAUCAAAUACUGAGCAGCCAGCAUGCCACACUGUAAGUGUGCAGGUGUAGCUGUUCCUUUGACUCCAGCCAGUGUAUUGGUGAGCCACAAGAGAUUGUCUUGAGGGGCUUCCCAGGAAAUUGAAGCAGCAGAAUCUUCACUCUCAGUGGACUGGGGUGAGGAGUGCAGGGGUUUCUAGGAUUGCCUGGGCUUGGUACUCAGUUUCAGUGCACCACAUUAACAGCCUCUGGCCCUUUGGAUCAACCACAGUGAUGUCUUCUGCAAAUUCUAUGUUGUUAUUAGUGUCGCAUUUCCAGGCAUAAAAUAGGAACAGCGUCGGACUCAGCAUGCAGCACUGUGGGGAGCCGGUGUUGAGUGUGUAGCUGUGUUUGAGAGUUUGUGGGCAGUUUGUGAUAAAAUCUUUGAUUUAUGUGUAGUUGGAGUCAGUUUUGAUCAAUAAGCAGCAUCAUAUCUCUUUAUAUGUUCCAGGGGGUUGAGUGCCAUGUGUACAGGUCCACAUCCUAAUCCAGUGUUGAAUUCAGUGUUGAAAUCUAUGUUAAUAUUAGCAGGAUCAGCUGUUUCAAGGUUGGGUUGGUAAAACGAGAAUGUUCUCAUGAUGUGUUCAAAUGUCCAGAAAAAGGAAACAUGUUUUAUGUUGAAAAAUCUGUAUGAAUGCACUUGUUUGAAGGAGAACGAUUGUAGGAAAGACUUGAUAGCGGACUUGAAUCAUUAAGAAGUCUUGAUAAUGGUAUCAGGAAUCGAUAAUAAUUAACAAUCUUCAUCCUUACCCGUGACUGGAUGUAAAGUUGUGGUAAAUUUGUCGUUUGUUAAAUUGGUAUUUUAUAUCUCAGCUUUGGCAAAGAAAGAGUUAAGGUCCUCUGCAGGAAAGGUAUCAGUGAUGGGAACUUGUGAUAUCUCUGCCCUCGUGACUUGUAGCAUGUUGCUCACUCUAACUUGCGUCACUCUCCUGAAGUGGUCUUGGUCUUUAUCUCGUCAGCCCUUUUGUCAUCUCUGAUGACUUCAGCUCUGGUAGUGAUGUCCAUUCUUGGCAUCCUAAGCUUUUAAGAUGCUGGUUUUCUGAUACAUCAAAAACCUAGAUGCAUUUGUUCAUGAUUACAUUAUUGUAACCUGUUCGGAUUAUGGAUACUUUUACCACUGAAGACAACAAAUUUAUUCCAAUUUUGAGUGUUUUGUCUGGAUCAUUUGUAUAAAUAACCACACUCUGUAAGUGUGCCCUUGCUGCAUACAAUCUGUAUUCUGUUUGUUUUUAUCGGAAUUAUCUGCUUGCUGUUGUUUGUGGGUAGCUGAGUACACACGGCGGGAGCUCACAUCAAAGCACCUGUGGUGGGAGUCGAAUCAUAAUCAGUCACAUAUCAAAGCUCCAUUUGUGGCGUAAAACUCUCUUGAUCCAACAAAGAAAGCCCGUCUCUGAUGGUGCUAACUGGUUUUAACUGCUCAGGUGUGUAUGUUUGACUGCUAUUUUUGUUUAGAGUAAAAUUAUGGAGUUUUUAAAGUGUGUUUUUGUUAACUCUGGUUGAAAAUGCAAACCCUGCAGAUCGACACAAGAAUGCUUUAAUUAUCCACUCUUGUUAUUCCUCUGAAGUCUUAAGCUCUUUUAUUAUCCUUUGGAGAAAAUCACAAUCAUUAUUCAGCAUUAUCUAUUUAAAUUAGGAUAGAAGCGAGCAUUUUUUAAACACAGCUUUUGUGACGCUUGAAUCGAUAAUGAACUGAUUUAUUGUUGCAGUUUCAUUAAGUUAUUGUGUCCUUCCUCCUUUGCUUGAUUCCCCCCUUCAAUUUAUCUCAUAAAAGUUUAAAAUAAGGAGUCCCCUUGUUUUAUUAUUUUGUCAAUAACUUGAAGCAACUUUGUAUUUCUUAUGUUUUGCUGCUUUGACAAUCCUUGAAAUCAUUUGAAGCUGGAUUUUCACAAAAAGGAUCAAUAAAUAUGGACCUAAAUUAUAGAUUUGUUCAAGUUACUCUUUAGUGGGUAAUUUUAGGCACAAGAUUAUUUCAGUAAUAUAUUAAUUCAUUUUGGUAAAGAACACAUUAAAUGUCAAAAAAUUGUUUGUAUCUCACUUCAGUGCCCGCAUGUGGACUCCUAUAUCCCAGCUGGUCCAUUUAAACAGUCUCAGAUAAAAGCUAACCCUCCAUCCUGCUUUCUCCCCUGAUCUGUUUUACCAACAUUUACUCUCUGCGCACUGAUAACAACUAUUUGACUGAAGCCUCCUGGGUAUUAUAUAUAAAUAAGAAGCUAAAAGCUGAGCGUGUGUCACAGUCAAAAUGCAUCCCUGGUGUGUGCUUGGAGUGGUACACCAAACUGAUUUUGGCGUUUUCUUCUUAGACUGACAGCUCAGCUGUUAAUGUAGAGAGGGAUAAACUGAGGCAGCAGCAGUCGGAGUGGUAUAAAUCCUUAUGAAUAAGAAAGUACGUGUGAGAAAUAGGAAUGAUGGUACCACUCAUCGCUUAUAUUUGUAUCUUCACAGUUCCUAUGAGGUUAAUCUGCUUGUUCAUAGAAAUCUCUACAUUUAGGGGAAUAUUUUAAAAGGUAGGAUAACGUAUAUCUUGUUCUCUAAAAUAAUUACAACCAUGACAGCUUUGUUGGGGAGGUUUUUUGAUUUAUUCAUUUCACCUUCUGCAGGACAAGCUUCUUCCAUCAGAGGCAUAGUCUAAAACUAUGUGCAGCAUCAGAGAAGCACUUUUAAACCAAGAUCAGACUGUAUUUUGUCAUGUGUUAUGUGACAGUGCUGUGCUAUCUUGUUUGUUGUAUUCUUUGUUUAUGUUCAUACUUUCAGUGACUACAUUUUCUGUGUCAAACUGCGGCUGCUGAUAAUGUAUCACUGUGAACUACAAUAAGAGCUUAGUCACAGAGUGUGGGCAGGCCAUCCAGUUUGCCCUUUCCUAUUAAAUGCUGGAUUAGCAUCAAUUAGCACAGCUUUUCGCUUUCUGCCAUGUGUGACUAAUUUAGGCAGCAUAUGGAGGGGAAAUUACCCAGGUCUCCAGGUCUAGAGUUGUUUAAAAUUACAAUGAAUAAAAAGGCAGAGUCUUUUUUGUGAGGGUAUUUGAAUUUUAUGCCUGAUCUCACCUUUGGACAGGCAACAGUAAAGGUUAAUAAACCACACAGACCCCCCAUGGACAACACACAUAAAGCCAGUCAACCCUCGCAAACAGAAUUUAAGUAAUUAAAACACAAGAGAAGCAUCUGCACAGCACAUUAACAGUUUUACCUGGUGUGGUCCUCAUUCAGCCCUUUCAUGCACUUAUUGCAGCAAGUUGCAAGGUCAACAGGGAAAAACUUAAGAGUAGGAACAUCACAUAAAAGAUACCAAGCACUAAACUACUUCGCAUUUCACGAUAAGCAUAACUUAACUGGUCUAAAACAUUUAAACUGUGACCCUGACUGUACUUUCUGGAAGUCUAAGGGUAGAGCUUAGCGUCUAGUUAACAAUGAAAACCACUCACAAGAUGAUUUUGAAUAUAAAGCAGCAGCAGUUGAACAAAUCUAUCAAGUUGGAGAUGAUAAAUAUGCAAAAUCAGGUUACAAGAUAAAGCAAUCAAGUUUGCAAGCCUAGAUGUGAAAAGUUUAUUUCGACUUUGAAUCUAGUUUGUGAAAAUACAUGUCCAGUGCUGGGUAGGACUUUCAAAUGAAAUUAUACGAUCAGGAAUGAUCAAUAUGCAGCUGCAGGUUAGAGUUUUAAAAUAGUGGCAGUAAUGUUAAGUCCCAUUUAAACUUGAAAUAGAGUUGGUAAAUAUUUUAAAUGUUUAAAUAUUUGCUCCCAUCCCAAACUGCACACUCACUGACUCAUAGACUUUGAGUCGUGGUCUUUCCCACUGUCACAUCAUUAUAAAAACCACAAAAGCUCUGACUUUACAAAACCAGCACUUUCAAUAUACAGGUGCAGCUCAAAAAUAGGAAAAGAUGAUCACAGCUUCAAGCUCGUAAAAUCAAAAAUUUACUAUCUCCAAAUUAAAUAAGGAAGCAGAUACAUAAUAAAUAAGAAUAUGCCAUCUGCAUAUGCAUAUGCACACUGGGAAGUGCGAGUUAAAUUUGAGUGGGUAGAGAAAGUGUGCAUAUCCUGCAGUCAUCAUUUCACAGCAAGUAUCCUUUUUUAGCGUUUGUUUUAAUUUCAUGAGACACAGGGCUGUAAAAAGCCAACAGGAUCUGUUACGCCUUGUGAGGGUUUUAAAAUCCGUUGUUAUGGCGCUGAUUAGGAUGUAAAAAGGGCCGUGUGCUGGUGGAGCUGGUGUAGAAUAAAAAGGAGCUAGGAACUGAGGAGAGGAAAGGACACAGAUGAAGAGGACAGCGAGAGAGAAAAAGAGGAAAAAUGUCAGGAGCAAAAGGUUGGAAAAUGUAGGUAAAAAGCAGCAUGAAAGGAGAAGAAGUCAGGGGAGAGAAACGCACCCAUUAGGCUGUCAGAUCCUUCUGCAAUCACUGCUAGUGAUGCAGACAGCAGCAACAACAUACGGCUCCUUAAAGUGGCGCUUAAUUUUAUGAAGACGAGGCCUGGAGGCAAAGAUUAAUCAUCCACUGAGAGGUAAGAGUUUACCCCCCACCCAUCACCCAUCACCCCUCCCUGCCUGAAACGCACACAUCUCCUUUGCCCUGUUGCGAGACGUGGGAGGAAGCAGGUGGGAUGUAGUGUCAGGCAUGGUGGGUGACAUGUCAGACAAUCACUGGUGAUGUUCGGUUCAUGAUGGGAUCAGAGCAUGUAACAGGCAGCAAAGGGGGGAUGAAUACAAAUUGCUUUCGAUCAGGGCUUUGAUUAGAGACCACCUGAGGCUGCAGACAUGGACGAAUAAAAAAGGAUGAUUAUCUCACCUGAUUUACGCUAAUCUUUAGUGACCGAUAUAGUCUUUUGACAGGAGCUAAGAUGUCAGUGAUAACCAAUCUUCAUUCUUCUGUAUUUACACCAAUUUUCCUGAAAUAACUCGGUAAAACAGAUUCUUUAGGUAUCUGACAGUCGUCUAUCACCUUUUAGACACCUCACACCUCUUCAGUCAGUUUUCUAUCACACCCUGUUUACAACUCAGAGCUCACUCCUCCACAGCGGUUGUUCAGUUUUUCACUUUCUUUCCUUUUGAUGUCAAAUCGAGGGAAUUAAUAUGAAGCAUACACAGAGACUUGACUUUUUAGGAUUGCCUUUUGUUGCAGGAGAAAAAGUAUCAUUUGUGCUGCGGCUUUGCUCUGCUGACUGUUUCUUGUAAUCUGCCAUUGUGUUGAUGUUUUCUUUCUUCCAGGUAGUGGGAGAGUGGCGUUUUAGCAAGAUCCACUGUGACAUCUUUGUCACUCUGGAUGUGAUGAUGUGCACGGCCAGCAUCCUCAAUCUCUGCGCCAUCAGCAUCGAUCGGUGAGUUUGUCUCCGCAAAGAUUGUUUAGCCUUGCCUCCUGUGCUUCCUGCAUUGAUUUUCAGUGGAAAUCUUUACCCUUUUGAAUAACAAAGGAGAACGGCUGCCUUUGCUGAUUAUCAGAGCCCAUAUGUUUGUAUACAGGUUAAAUGCCUCCCAACAACACACUUUUGGAUGUGAAUUUAAAUCUAAGUGCACGCCUGUUUCUAUUACUGGCGUCCAGAUGUUACAAGUGAAGCAAUGCGGACAAUGUGUUUAACAUGUCUUGGGAAGGUUUGAGUGGAAGGGUUUUUUAUUGUUGCACAUUUUAAGAACAAAUCCAUUUCAGAUCUGUCUCAGGUGGUGUUGCAGACAGACAUCACUAAGUACUUCAUUAUGGUUUUAUGAGUGAUCCUGUUAAAUGGUGAGUUUGAGCUGAAUGCACUGGUGGGUAUUAUGGUUGCAACAGCUGCUGAAACACGGCCAGAGUCCUCAUGAAUGUAUCAUCAUUCAGUUUUUAUCAGAGAACUUGUCUUUCAUUUUUUAUCGAGAUGGUACCCCAGAGAUUCUGGCUGGUCAAUCAAGCACAAUAAUACUACGGUUGGCAAACCAGUUUCUGGUAGUUUGGGUGCUAUAGGCAGGUGCCAGGUUCUGCUGGAAAAGGAAAUCUGUAUCUCCAUAAAGCUUUUCAGGGAAUGGGAGCAUGAAAUAACUUGGUAGACUUUAGGCUCUGGAUUUGAUAAAACACAGUGGACCAACAGCAGCAGGUGACACGGCUCCCUAAACUACCACUGACUGGAGAAACUUUUCUCUGGACUUUAAAGGGAUAUUCUGGGGUAAAAUUAAGUUAGGGUCAAACACACCGCAACACCAAGUUAGACACCCAGUCGAGAAAUGAAUGUUGCCGACUGCUUGCUUCUAUAGUUAUACCAACUUUAAUAAUGAUCGCAGACAGCAAUACAGAGAGCCAAGCACUCAACCAAAAUGCCACUCUAAAGCCACAAAUAAUGCUCAGAACAGCACCUUACUUCAUCAACAGUACAUAUAGGGUCCUAGCCAUAGUACUAGCGACCAAACAUCUUUUCAACUUUGCCUAAUUUCUUUAGCAAAGAGACUAAACACAACUCACCUACUCUCAUUAUUUGUGGCUAUAGAGUGGCUUCUUGGUUGAGCGCAUGGCUCUCUGUAUUGCUAUCUGCGGAUGUUACUAAAGUUGGUAUAACUAGAGAAGCAAGCGGUCGGCAACAUUCACCUCUCAAGGGGGUGUCUAACUUGGUGUUACGGUGUGUUUUACCCUAACUUAAUUUUACGCCCGAAUACCCCUAAGCACCUUGAAUUCAGUGCCUCUCUGAUUUUCCUCCAGGCUCUUGAUUUCCAAAUGAGAUGCAAAACUUAUUUUCAUCUAAAAACAGGACUUUGGACCACCUAGCAAUUUUCCAGUUCUAUUUCUUCUUAGCCCAGGUGAAACACCCAUGAUGUUCUCUGGUUCAGCUGUGUUCGAACAGUAAAAAAUAACACUAUUUCUGAAUCCCCCAAAAUCUUGAAUCUGCUUUGUUAGUACAUCCUUUCAAAGCUUUUUCAAUUAGCUGCUCUUUUCAGGACUGAAAUAACUGACAAGAAACUGGACUUUUCCACAAUAAUCUUAUGUUUUGAGAUAACGGAUUUUUGAUUUUUGGACUUUAAACCGUGAUAUUAAAAAAAACACAUCUAGAAAUUUCAAACAUUGUGUCUGUUAACUUUAGAAUUCAUGAAAUUUCCUUUAUUUUAUUUUCAUUUUUUAAAUGAACUUCUUACAGACACUCUACGUUAUGGAGCUGCACCUCUACAUGAUCAAACACUAGCUUAUAUACAUGCAGAGCACGAGCAACAAGAAUACAUUAUAAACCAUCUCUCCAACCCUUUGUAAUAUUUGUCCAAAAUUUGCCAACACUGCAGUUCUUUUUAUAUGCCUCAAACUCCUGGAAAGGUUUUUUGAACAGGAUUUCAAUCAAAGGAAAGCUUAGCGACAAAGAGGAGCUUGUCUUUUCAGAUCAUGUCAAGUCUGAGCUCUCAACAAAUCAAAGUGGGACCUGGGUUCACCCUAAAUAUGGCAAUCAGACAUGUUUGAGCUGUACAAAAGAUGUAACAACUCCCAUAUUUUUCUUUCAAGAAAUUCUAUCAAGUUUGAAUUUGCAUAAUUUUCUGCUCGGAUGCAUUUUGAAUCCAUAUGGGAAAUAAAUAGAGACGGUGACAUGUGGACACAUUUUGAACUCUUACCAGGGGUGACAAGAUUAGAAUGGAAAUGUCUCUCAGAAGUGGAGAAAACAUCAUUAGUCUCAGUGAUCUCAUUUGUCUUUGUUUUGUUUUUUCAAAUGAAUAUUGCGAGCGGAAGAGAAUGGGGUCUAAAUUAACAUUCAGAUGUCAUUUAUCUUACUUGAGUCUCCUUUUUGUUGACUUGAAAAAACAAAGCGCUGAAAUAAGAAGUGGGACAGAAUCAGGGACUACUUCGCCUGGUGAUUUAUUUCAGGGUCCAGGCUGAUUUGUGAAGGUUCGGAUAAGUCCUCUUUAUUUUUAAAAGCAUCAAAAGGUUGCGUCUGCUCAAUUCAGCAAAUUGGAAACACAAAGGGAAGAUUACGAAAAACUCUGAUUUGUGUAUUUGUGUACACAGAUUCUUAAUUGUAGCGACAAUAGGAGAGCGAAAUAGGUUGGUUUGUUAUUAAGUUGUUGUUUAAAGACAAGCACGUUAAAAGCAUUUGGAGUUAUUGUGUUCCCCAACAAUGGCCACUUAAUCAGCAAUUCACAUCCUCUUCAUAGCAGAAGGCUAAUGGGCCUCAGAAAUGGAGUUUGUGUGGGAGGUGAUAUGAAUACACACAUGCCAAUAAGCAGAACUCUCAAAGAGUCGCCAAAAAAAAAAGACUGUUUUUAAGAUGAAUCACAACACACUUCCUUAUGUCCCAGGGGCAUCAUGAAGUGCAAUAAAACGCUUUAUAAGAUAAUUAUACCAGAGCAGUUUAGUUUGUACUUUAGAGACACAUAAUGAUGCAAAGUAUCUUUGGGUAAUUUUUGCAUCUUGUCAUCAUUUCUCUUUUCACGCAAUUGCACUGAUGCUCAACUUUCUUUUGCAAUUCAGUUAGCCUGAUGUAUCUCUGCUUUAAGGAGUGUCAGAUUUAUUUCCUGUGGUUUAAAGCCAAUAGCUCUGUACAAACCCGCCUUUAAAUCUGGUUUUAAAAAAUAAUGGUUUGCUAAAGCUGGUGAGCAUAUCAUUACAUUCUAAUGAGAGACUAUAUGCCAUUUUUUAUGAUCACACAGUUAGCUGUGGCUACAGGGGUUUAUUAUCUUAGAAAGAAAGGUCAGUCUUAAAGUGUACAUCAAACACAGCAAAGAUACCACUUUAAAUCCCAUUAUGAUGAACGACAUUGCAUACAGUCCUAAAAGUAACACAAGGAAGUUUUGUUAUUAACGCAUUAACGGUUACAUUCAGUGUCACACACAUAACCUGAAAAAUAUCUCUAAUGCCUCACUUCCUCAGAAAACAUUCACACUGCAGACUAAAAGCACACUGUCUUGUUCGUCUCACAGCGUUUUCUGCUGCCAUUGUUUAGAAGUUGCGUAAUUGUAGCGUUGGUCAAGAGUAAGAGUUACCUGAAGCUACAGUUUUAAUCCAAAUAGAGAUCUGGUAAAUAGCUCUGUCUCUCCUUUGUAUUUUCUGAAUCUCUUCUUUGUCACUUGGAGUGCAGUUUAUUUUGAGUUACUGAACUGUGAUGGAGGAGCAUGUGGAAAAACCACAUUGAUCCUGCUUCCUAUGAAAAUUGUGUUCCGACACUUUUUUUUGGCUCAGAACAGCAGAAACAGCAGGUCGUACUCUAGUUUGAUAGACCCAAAGCAGACUGAGAAAUGGAUUAAAAAUUAGACAAAGGCUUUCAGAUAUUGAGGAGUUCGUGAGAAGACUGAAAUCCUACAAGGCAGGGGAGAAAAUAAAGUAAAAUGCAUGAAGUGCUACAAUGAGAACAUCCCAACUAAAAACAAGGGUGAAGAGGAAAAGAGUGAACUGAAAACAAUACAGGUUGGGCCUGCAAUCAGAAAGGCGGGAAAACGCACAGAAGCAGGAAGUAAAUGCAACUAAUGAGGGGAGGUUAAAUGUCAAAGUGGGACAUGGAAAAUAUGAACUAUAGCCUGGCUCCAGGCCGAAGUCUACACAACUAAAUCAAACCAAUUCAAUGCAAUAAACAGAAAAAGCAAGCUCACCCAAUACCAUUAUAGCAAGGUUAAGCAACACAGUCUUUCCUAAGGGAAACCUGAAGAAAAACGUCAAUUCCCUCGCUCACUUACUCGAGAUACCCCAGUUAAGAGCAAAUCUCUGUUUCCAAACCCCCAUCCUGCCAUCGGAUUUAAGAUAAUGAUCAUCAGUUUGUUGUAUUAUCUCGUAUUUUGUUGGCUACUCAAAAUGUUCUCGCCAUAACUGACAACAAGGUGAGAACAAAACUCUAUCUGUUUCUAGCCAAAAAGAAAGCCUAUUGUUGGAUCUUGAGGGGUUUCGUACUUGUCAUUGUGUUGUACAGUCAAAGGUUGGCUGUUGUACCCUUGACAAAGAGAGCUUAAUUGUACCCUGGUGGCUUGUAUCUCCAAGAAACCAAUCGAGUGUCUCUGUAUUGACGGUAACAACUAAAAAUCGACCGUAAACCGAGAAAGAUUGAAACUGACUUCAAAUUUAAUUGAAAAGCCAGUUUUUUCAACCAAUCCAGCUGAGUCCAGAAGAAAGAAAAAGCUUGAGAUGCUCCCAUAACCAGUGAUUGUUGGCUCUUUAAAAGUACGUUUUCUCUGUCUUUUAAAUCAUCUCUAGCAGUCAGGAGUGGGAACAGAGUAGCAAGAGGUUGUGGAUUUCACGGUCUUCUUGUAUCUGAAAGAACACUAUUGUUUUGCCAGAUUGCAGCUGAUUGAAAGAGAGUUUUGAAUUCAUUUUUUGGAGUUACUCAAAAUUCAAUAUCAACUUGAAACUUUUUCAUUUUUUACUCAGGUACUUAGAAAACACGAGCUACUACUUGGCUUGAAAUUGCUCAUAAAGAAGUUUUUAAAUCCAGCAUUAAGAUUUGUUUUCCACUUAACUUUUUCAAGGUUUUGGCUGAUUCCACUUCAAGGGUGUGAGCUGCACUCUAAAGCUGAUCUCUCCCCACUCAAGUCAAGCUUGUGUUCCUGCAGGAACUGUGGCGUACCCACUCACAGUAGAAGUCCAAAAAUUGAGAGACAAUAUCCGGUGAUGGGCAGAUAAAUAUUGGAAAGGCAAAGCAAAGUAUUAAUAGUGUGUUGCUCGCUCUAAACUCCCGAGCUAUCUUGGGAGGUUCUCGCAAGUCCAGCCGAUUCAAGCUGCGUUACACCUCAGGAACAGUUUCAGCGGGGUAUGGAGCCAUCAGACAAAGCAAGACUGUGGCAAGUCAGCUGUACUUGUUACUGAGUCAUACAAUCGCACCCUUUUAAGCUCUGAAAAGGUACAAAAAGUCACCUUGAGGUCCAACUAUUAGCCCUAGAAGAACCAUUUUACUAAAACUUCUUCAGUAUGGACAGAAAUGAACCUCUUCCAUUCACUUAUUCCUGACAGUUUAUGAGAAACAUUUUCACUUCAAAUUGUCAUCCUUUCUAGAUGUCAAGAGAAAGUGUCAUGCUCUCAUACCUUCAAACUAAAGUGACUGUUUUUCCUUCACCCUCCACAGUUACACGGCAGUUGCAAUGCCGAUGUUGUACAACACUCGCUACAGCUCCAGGAGACGAGUCACAGUAAUGAUCUCGGUGGUGUGGGUGCUGUCUUUUGCCAUAUCAUGUCCGCUGUUGUUUGGCCUGAAUAACACAGGUAAGACCGAGCAUGUGUAACAAAUCUGCUCUUUUGUUUUGCGUCAGAGAUGUCUGACAUAUUGUGUGACUCGAUUCAUAAAGCAGUAGUGCUGCUCUACUGUUUUAUUCAUGGGUACUUUCACUGUAAAGUACAGCAUACAUUGUGGAAAGCCCUGGCUGAGUGAGCCAUAGCACUCUAGGAUGUGCCUUUCUCAGAAGGAGGAUUAAAGUCGAGGGAGGUUUCGAUUAGAGAUUUUUCAGCUUGUUGCUGACCUGCUCUUGUGGCCUCCUUUAACUUUGAAGCCCACUUAUCCCUUUGAGUGCCUUGAACUGAUAUCAGUUCUGACGGGACUCAGACAGUUGUAUUUGUGAGCCACACGAAUGCUUUCAAGUGAGCGGUGGCAGCGGUGCAGGGCCGGCGUAAGCACAGGGGAAGCAUAAAGCUGGAGCAGCUGAAACUGGAGCUUUGGAGAUUUGUUUUUUAGCAACUCAGCUCAUUUUAAACAUCUUACCAUUAUUUUUCAGCCAUAGAUAGAAGUUUAAACUGUGAGUGUAGAGGCAGACAUGCUGUUUAUGUAAGUCAUAGAUCAUAACAGCCUCAGCUUUGUGUACUUGGAUGAAAACACCUAGUUAGUGCUUCACAGUUCAUCUCUCCUCUCAAACAUGCACACACAUCAUGGUUCUGGGUUCAGCAUGAGGACAGGGGAUCAAAAUUAAAGGGGUAUUUCAACAUUACCAUGCACCAUGCAUAGAUUCGGCCAGCUUGAAAGAGGUCAGAGAACGAUUACAGAGAGAAAUUGUAUUAAAUGAAACAGCAGGAGACGAAAUCUCCUGGCUUAUGGAUGAAGUGAAAGAACUUAAUUAAACAUUUCCUACUAAUCUAACUGGCUUUCAAAGGAAAUCAGUGAAACCUAUAAUUAGAAAACAGCAAGUUCAGAUAGUCAAAAGUUGGAGUGAUCUGUGAAACACAAAAGCCAACAUCCUGAACUGGCUCUUUGAGCUUGGUGGUGUAAAUAAGAAAUAUUGAAAAGGGUAGGUUGAAUUUGGUUGAGGUGUCAUGUUCGAAGAGUGACCUUCAAGUCGCGGGAGUGCAGAGAUGGUCACAGUUUCAGAUAAAUUAAAGAGACUGACAUAAAAACUGUGUUCCCAGCAGCAAGUUCAAACACGAGACCUUACUCCCUUCUUUGCUUACCUCAACAGCCACUCGUGACGAGAGCCUCUGUGUGAUCGCAAACCCGGCCUUUGUGGUGUACUCCUCCAUCGUGUCCUUCUACGUCCCCUUCAUCAUCACUCUGCUGGUUUAUGUGCAGAUUUAUGUGGUCCUGAGGAAGCGCAGGAAACGCGUCAACACCAAACCGAAACAGCGCGUCUGUCAGCCUGCUGACCCUGAUGCGGCCACUUCUCUGAAGGUGAGCUGUAACAGAAAUAUGGAUGCCGUUUACAACAAUGUAAACUGAGAUUGAUUUACACUUUCGCUAAAGUAAUGCCCCGUUGUGGAAAGAUGAGUUUUAAACCGUUGUGAGAAAAAAAUAACUUCAGAGUAGCAGACAUCUCCUGGCCUUGGAGCAGACGAGUGUCUUUAUGAAACAGCAAUCAAUAAUUUUAACUCAACUCGAUUUUAUGCAGUGGUUCUAUGGACAGGCAUUGUAUUACGCAACAACAUACCAUAAAAGGAAAAAACAGGGACAAGGAGAGGAUUGAUUUUCUUUGCAAAACAAUGGAAAGCGGGGAUUUAAAAGGAAAGCGGAGCUAGACUAAAUCACUUCCUCUCUCUUGAAUGUCGGGGAAAUGUUUGGUUUUAAUAAAGAGAGCAGUUCUAAUCUAAUCAUUACAAUUACUGGCACGUUUAGUGUCGAAGGCCGUCACACAGCUUUAACAACUAUGGCCCCCAAAUGACCUUAUGCUAUUCUGGUUAUUGAUUUUCCUGACAGUGAAACUCAAUGGGCCCCGCACAGGAAGCCAAGUAAUGCUUUUGAUCCAGUGUACUACAUCUCUCAUGUUGGAGCACGGCUUUGCUAAACUGUGUCUGUAUGUGUGUAUGUUUGAGAGAGAGCGAGAGAGAGAGAGUAAAUGAGGUCAGGGGUAACAUUCAUAAGAAAAAAAACACUGAAGCUUAAAGGGAAUACAGGCCAUGAAUUACUCAAGGGUGUAAUGAUCUGUGAAAUGGCUACAUAUCACAGCAGAGAGUAGAGGGAGAGUCAUUUGAAUAAAGAUUCACUUAUGUUGAUGAGAUUAUGUCAUCAUGGUGAAAUAAUCUCAAAUUUUCACGCUGUCACAUUAAUGAAGAUGCAGCUCAGGAUAGCAUCGCAGGUCAGAUUAGAGCUCCAAGAAGACUCAUUUGACCCCCGAGGGAACUGUACUUAGAUCACUCUUUUUGCUUUGCUUUGACACUGUACCUUCUCUUUUACUGACAGAGCUGUCUUUCAUUUCAGGAUAAGUGCACUCACCCAGAGGAUGUGAGGCUGUGCACCAUGAUUGUUAAAUCUAAUGGCAGUUUCCCUGUCAACAAGAAGAAAGUGGUGCGUGUCGCAGUUUGUUAUGUUUUACUUUUUCUUGCUUAAAUACCAUAAUUGUUAGACUAUUUCUUACAUUUUCUAAGUGAAAUAGCUUUAAUGGGACCUUUCUGCGUCUCUGAGCAUGGUAAACUUCAAUUAAAGCCCGAAGUGUGGUCAUCUUUCUUCUUUUUCAUGACUAUUAUUUCAAAUGUCAGCUAUUGUGCACUGAUGAAAAAUGACCGUCCUAUUCCGUGUUUCUGCUGCUGUUCAUCUUGACCCUGCUCAGAUAUUCAUCAAAGAUGGAGUCCAGGAGGGGGAAGAUCUGGAGCUGGAUGAGCUGAACAGCAGCUGCAGCAAGAAGCAGAAGCAACAGCCUCAGUGUGCUCUCGGAGACACUCCGGCCACCAGCCACCAGCUACUCAUGCCCAACAAAGCCAACGCCAGCCCCACCUCCACUCCCCCUACUCCUCCCACUCCGCCUGAGGAGAGCCAGAAAGCAGAAAAGAACGGAGAUCCCAGCAAAGAGGCCCUGGGAGAUCCGGCACCUGUUGUGAUGAAAGCUUUCCAGACUCAGGCGUUACCUAACGGCAAGACUCAGACAUCAGUGAGGAGCAUGAGUAAGAGGAAGAUCUCCCAGCAGAAGGAGAAGAAGGCCACACAGAUGUUAGCCAUUGUCCUUGGUAGGUUGAUUCACUUGGCACUAAAAUAUUUGAAAAAAUAAGAGUCACUUAGAUAAACGUAUCUAUUCACAUCAAAGGUGACAUCGAAGUUUUGACUUUUAGCUAAAUAGCUGUGAUUUUCCCUCAUCCAACCAGCUUAAAAGCAUGGUUGACGAUUGGAGGAACAGUUGGGGAAAAAAAACGAGCCGUUGAGGCAGAUUUGAAAAAAGCGUCCCAUCCCCCCACACACAAACUUCUCCCCUCUGUGCUCCACGAUAACUCCCCCCUGAACCUGUAUUGCCCUCCCCAUGACACACCCCCUCUGGCAGAGCAAGAAGCUGGCUGGCAGAAGAUCCAACGCUAGCUUCAAAUAGGAUUAACCAUGCCGGAUUGCUAGUGACUAGCGGCAGUAAACACCAGCUCUGCUAGCGAGCACCGCCUGCAGCUGCCUGAACAGCUACCGUGUUGACAUUGCAGAGACUAAUAAGAGUUAUUUAUGUAACACGUGCCACGAUAAAAGGUAAAAAUUACAUGUUCAAUAAAAACGUUGCUGUCUUAGCAUCUGUUUUCAGGCCUAAAUCCUAGCAGAGCUUUCUCCACCGCUUGAAGAAUGACCCGAUGUAUAUUCAAGUCAGAUUCCUCGCUUGGUCACAUUUCCUCUUCGUCUCUACCCUUUCUUCUGUCGGCUUGCGUUUUUUUAGCAUUUUUGGCGGCGGGGCAAUCAAAAGUGUUUUUUUUUUUUGCGUCCUUCUCCAUCACAGCUUUUGUUGCUAAGCUGCUACGCUACAUUUGGCCACUCAGAGCCUACAAGGAGCACUGGGAGAGUCGGAACUACGGGAGAGGGUGUGUCGAAUACAGCGAGUUGAUUGGAUUGAGAGCUGAAGCAGGAGAUUGACCAAUAGGAGCUGUCCGGGACUUAUGGCUCCCAUUGGUAGCCAGUUUUCUGCAGCCCUGCACCUGCUAGGGUGAACAGAUUUUUCCUUUUAUUUUUCUCUUCACUUUGAGGAGAUCGCACUAUAGGACCAUGAUCGCCAUAUAAACAAGGUUAAUAAUAAUUACCAAUCUCUCCAAUCGUCAGCCAUGCCUUUCAAACUGCUCACAGGAGCUUAACCAUAAAUUUAUCCUGUAUCAUAGGAUCUAAAACCAGUUUUUCAUUCACUCAAGUUCCCAGCUUUCCAAAGUUAGCAGCAGCCUAUGAAGUAUGUUUAUUUUUGUGUCAAAAUUUUGUGCUUGAGAGUCUAAACAGUCAAUGAUGUAACGAUGGGAAAUCCUCAAUAUUAAAGUGUUCAGCAAGAAACUCUUCUAACCUGCAUACUUUCUAAUAUAACUUUUUUCUCUUUUUAUAUGCCCCCAGGUGUAUUCAUCAUAUGCUGGCUGCCAUUUUUCAUUACGCACAUCCUCAACACCCACUGCACAAAAUGCAAGGUCCCUGCUGAGAUGUAUAACGCUUUCACUUGGCUGGGCUACGUGAAUAGUGCUGUAAACCCAAUCAUCUACACCACUUUCAAUGUGGAGUUCAGAAAGGCAUUCAUUAAGAUUUUGCACUGCUAAACGGCAUCAUCAUCAUCUAUCUGAUCAGACUGAGGGAGGAGUGAUGAAUUAAAGCAUCUCUUCGGGCAAAUACCUCAUCCUGUUUAAGGAAAAAAACAAAGCGCACCACAGGGGGAAGCAGCCAUCUGCUUUUUCAAGCUACGGAGCUGAGUGACUGGUACGUUGACAGUGUCUUAUUGGACGGCGUUUUGGCUCUUAAUGUGAAUCGUUUGUGGAGUAAGUGUUCUCCGAAUCACUGAAUGUAAACCAAGAAAUGUCUGUAACAUCGAGCUGUUCCAUGGAGAAAAGAGAAUAUUGUGACAUUGUUCUAUAAAAUCAUUGUGCUUGUCAUGUGAGGAGCCAUCUGUGUAUACAACACACAUACAAAAAUGCUAUUUAUUGUGUGUGUACUUUAUGUUUUUAUGAUGGACAUUUUCAGCAAAUCUAAUAGAUAUCAAGUCAGUGUUCAUUGCAGUGUUAAAACUGAUUCGUGAGCUCUUAAUCUGAAACCUAUCGAUGAUUGGAUUGUGUGUUAAAGAGAUGAUGCUGUAUUAAGUGGCUAUGCCAACAUCCACAUAUUUGCAAUUUUAUAAAUUGAAAAAUCCAUUAUUAUUAUUCUUAUAUUAUUAUUAUUAUUACUAUUAUUACUAUUAUUAUUAUUUGCUGUAAAUAGAUUUCUUAAAACAUUAACUGUGAUUAUAUGCCUGCAAUUGCAAUGUGAUGCAUGCUACACUGCUCCUCUUUCUGACUUUUCAUGAAGUGUAUGUUCAACAAAAAUUACAGAAAAUCUUCAAUAAAUUAAGUAAUAAGAAAUUGUAAAAUGCCACAGGAUUAUCAGUGUUCGCCAUGCGUAAAAAGAUACUCCCAUUGAUCUGUCAUUUUUGAGCAGCCUCCCUCUUUCUUUUUGCCCUGAUUUGCAGUCUGAGUAAUGUUGUGUACUGGGAGUUACUCUCUGCGGCGGAGUUGUUUCUCAGCAAACUAAUGACCUGUGUAUGGACUCUGCAGCUUCCAGGUAUAAUCAUGUGGAUAUGUGCAGCCCUUCAAGCAGCUCCCCGGGGUCUUUUGUAAGGAGGAAUGAGGCAAACUCUGCAAAACUGAAAUAACAGUUGGAGCAGUGCAUCCAUGUGUGAUUUUUCCUUUUCUGUUUCUCUUUCUUUUGGUCUUUUUUUAUUUUAUUUAUUUUGCAGGUGAAAGCACAACUUUGAGUUCAAUAAUAUGGACAAUAUUAUCAACAAAGAUAUUUUAAUGUUUUAAUGAAUAUCAGCCAUAGAGUACAAUAGAAAAAGUAAAAAUCAUUCGACUCUGUCAUUGUCAAGUCCUACAUUAAGUCUAGACAAGAAAAUAAAGGUUUUCAAAAAUAAAGAUGUUUUAUUUUAUGAC
Molecule: messenger RNA, 48204 nt
Organism: Xyrichtys novacula (pearly razorfish)
Lineage: Eukaryota; Metazoa; Chordata; Actinopteri; Labriformes; Labridae
Source: the annotation of a GenBank genome assembly